AUGGCGGUGGCUCUGGAAGAAGUGUGGGGGCGGGUGAAGAAUGUCUGCAAGCAGAACGGACUGCUCAUCCUGUCCGUGCUGGCUGUGGUCAUCGGCUGCCUGCUGGGCUUCUUCCUCAGAGGGAAGCAACUCUCCGAGCAGGUCAGUUGGUGAUUGUAACCCCAAAUCCCCCCUCACAGUAUCCCACAUGUCCCCCCGCUCCCACCCACCGUCAUUUAAGUGCUCACAUGUACCUCCUGUCUUCUCCUUAAAUGCCAAGAUGGAUUCAGACGCUGAAACUCUUAAUGCAGGAGAUUACCCAGUUCCCUGGUCUCUACAUCUGUGUCUUUACCUGCACUUCAUGUGCUGCUCAGUAACAUUUCCUCACUAUCUUUGAGGGCGCAGCUUGGUUUCCUUUAAUUUUAGAUGUCAAGCCAAGCACGUACAAUCCUCAAAUCUCAUGUGUUUUCAAAACACAAAAACACAAAGUUGUAGCUUUUUAAUAGCCUGAAAGAUUUGAAUUAAUAAAGUAUUUCAUUAUUUUACACCUAGUCUUUCAUCAAAUGCCCUGCCUUUUCCCCAAAGCUUAGCUAGACAGUCAUCUAUCUAACAGAAAUAAGCACUAAAACUGCAUUUUAUUGAAAGAUCACAAUCCCAAGGAGACAAACCAGCACAAAAAAAUCAACCUGAUUCUAAUUUUACAUUUCUCACACAAUUACUAGACCCUCUCCUUUACUUAAGUAUACAUAAGUUGGCAACUAUGACUAAAAUACUUAACUUUAUCAAUCAAUCAAUAACACUUUGUUUAUAAAGUACAUUUAAACAAAAAAAAUGUAGCUCAAAGUGCUGUUCAUUCAAAAACCCCACCUACCUUCCAAACACACAUUCAACACACACAGUACUCAUGCACACACACACACACACGCAAGGACACUAAAUGAGGACUAUCCAAACUGCCACAAAUGAACGAGGAAACUCUAUGUUGAAUUAAAAAUGUGUAAACACAGGACCUAAGACUAAAGCGACAAAACCAUGUAUAAUGAAAUUAAAAGUUAAUUAAGAUAAAACAGUCUAUAAACCAAACUUUGAAAGAAAAUAAAAGACAAAAUACUAACUCUGUUACUAGAAUAGCAUAAUGCAGAUAAAGAGAUUUAAAUUAAAAAAACAAAAAUGCUUAAAGUCAGACUAAAAAGCUUGGUCUUGAGUUUGCCUUUAAAAAAACUAACAGUCGGUGCUGCUCUCAGGUCUGCAGGUAGACUAUCAGAAUUAUGCAGUCACAUAAUUCAUACUGAAAUCCAAACACCAGCAAAACAGUCGUGCAGAGUGUUUUUUUGUCCUAGGUAAAAGAUACUCCAAGUCCCAGACACUGAAAAAAACGGACUAAACAUGAAAUCAUUAACACAUUGACAGGAACAUUAAAAUAAAAGAGGGAUUUAAUGUGAUUUAAGCAAUAAUGGAGUCUUGGAUGGACUGAUCGAGAUCAAGGGUUAGUUCACGGCUGUUCAAUGGUAUAUAUUUGACAGCGAUGAGGUCCUCUUUUCAUGGCUCACAGAGAAAUAAUAAAAGAGAAUCAAUAAAAGAAUACAGCUGUACGAAUCCUCCAGGGGUCAGUGGAUUUAAAUAGGAGACUUUGAAAAGACACUUCAUGAGGAUGGUCUACCUGCUUUUAAAAAAUGCUUUUAUUCCGGGCUCAUGUUAAAGACAGUUUGUCUUCUCCACCACAAUGUAAAGGUGCAUAUCAACCAAGAACAAAAAGAUCUGUCACAAUUUUUCUGAGCCUUUUGUUUUUUUCUUGUAGAAACACUUUCUCAUCAGCGCCUCUGAUGGUCUGCAGCCUCUCAGUUGAACUCUGUGUUCAUACAAAGAGAUUGCAGGACAGGAGAUUAGUUGUCAAUCACCCCCAGAGACAUCAAGUCAACAAAAUACCCCUCGUGUUCACUUAUAUAAUUCACACACAACUGAAUGAAUGGGAAGUUGAGCAAAGCGGUGUGAAUUCAAUGAAUGUCAAGAGGCAAAUAAUUACAGAUAAAAGAAUUUUUCUUAACAGGAAAAUCAAUGAUUCUCAGAUUACUUUUUUAUUUGACAAUGACUGAAAUUCUUCUAAAAUGAACUUUAAAAAAGAUCCACGUUUGAAAGGCUGAGAAAGUAUUUGUCGAUCAGAGUUGACUGAAAAAAACUGGGGCUUGAAUCAGAGCAGAAUGAAAUGGAUUUUAGAUGGAUUUGCAUGAUGACAAUUUUUUCCCAUUGGAAUGUGUGUGUCUGUGUGUGUGUCUGUGUGUCUGAUGUAAGGCACAUGAAGGCAUUACAAUCAUUUCUGAGCAUGUAUGUGUCGUCAAAUGAACCACAUCAGAGCCAGCAGCUCAGAUGUGUGCUCUGCAGGCUAUUUCGUUUUGAUGUAAGUGCGAAAGCUCUCAUGACACGGGGGAGCUGCUUGCUUUAUAUGGAGCACACUUCUCUCUUUGAGAAAAUUGAUGUGCAUUUAGUGAACUAAUACGCUGGAGGAUUUUUAAAAGAGAAUCUUUUUAUUCCACGAGCUCUGUUGAAAAGACAACCAGAGACAGACACAGCAUCUUAAGUUCAAGGAUUCAAAAAGUGCAGUCAAAAAUAUGCUUUUAAUCUUAAUACCUGCUGUAACAGACACUUGUGCAGGGUCAGCGGAGGGCUGAGUUAAUCACAUUUUAGCAUUAAAAUGCCUGAUGUGACCUCAUAUUCAUCUGUACUUUUUCAUUCUUUAGCAGAAGAGCGAAAAUACAUAUUUUGAUCACGUAUCUGUCAGAAACCUAUCUUGGUUUGGUGCUUUACAUGGUACGGUUUGUUUACGCUGGACUUUAUUAUAAAUGAGGAAACACCUGGAGACUUAAACAGUGCUGAGCGUGGUUUUAACUUAUUCAUCUACAGAGAGGGCAAAACAGGGCAUAUGAUGUAAAACAGAGGAUAUUAAGCUUAAACAUGCAGUCUAAAACACUCCACAUGUGACAGCAGACAGCAGCAGCAUGUGCCUUGUUGUGGAUUAAAGCUCAUUUCUGUCAUAAAUACUUUGUUUGAUAUUUACCGUAUAAAGACAUCAGCUUUAUUAUAAUUUAUACUGAAUGCUGUCUGAUGAUUUAACAUGAAUAUUGUGUUUUUUUCCUUCCAAAUCAAAAUGUCUUUGGCCUUGUAUAAGUCACAGUAAAUGGGCCUUAAACAUUAGAUGUUAUGAUAUUGAAUAAUGCUGAACUGAUGAAAAACUUAAGUUUAAGUCCUCUUUUUCUGUGCAGCUGCACUUCUAAAAGCUAUUAGGGGGUCAUAAAAACAGGAUAUGACAUCAUAUUUAAUGUGAUUGACACUUGCAUACAGUCUAUGGGUAUAAGAACAUCUGGGGGUCACUCCGUUUGAUGGGAGGUGGAGUCAUGUUCUCUCAUAUAUAUGUGUAUGAGCGUUUGUUUGUUUGUUUGUGUGUAUAUUUAAAUGUUAAUGUGAAACUAUUUCAUUAUUUUUUAUUACUGUUGGUUAUCUGCCAAAAAGUUGUGAUACAUUUCCCUCAGAAAUCUGACUGUAGCCCUGCGGACAGUGACCCUAUGACAUCUCCAAUCUUUGAAAUUUCUUGGUCUGUGACUGAAAAACUCUGUGACUUAUUAGUACAGAAAGGAGGCCAGAUGUCUGUUGUUUUAGGUUUUCCAAAGUUUUCUGAUGCGUGCUCAGCAUAAGACAGCAGAAAGAUCCCUGGAUAUUAACAAGUAGAUGAACUUUUUCAGACUACAUGCUGCAUAUGAGAGUUAGAUCCGCUUAUAGAGAGCUCAUGUUUUAUUCAUAAUAUGACUAAUAUUAGUUUUCAAUGUUGAUUUUUAUACCCUACUCGAUUUCAUUACAAUUGUAGCUGCGGUAUUCAUGAGAUGGGGCUUGAAAUUUGUUAUCAGUAGGCAGUAUGUGUGUGAAUGGGGGAUGAAUUUUAAAUCAGGAGCAGAUAUACUCGUGAAAUAUGAUCUAAACAUUGACAUUAUAUCAAUUUCUAUUAAAGUAUUUUGUCCAAAAGUGUUUUUUCAAAAUAGAAUCUGACUAGAGGGAUGCAAUCCUAAAAUCUGGGUCAUUGUAUAUUCACAGCUGUACAGUAAUGUAAUUUUAAAAAUAAUGAUAAGUUUUUUGGUUUAAUUAAAAACACAUCAAGUUGAAUGAUAAAGCAGGCAGGAGAACAGGAACUAAGAGAUUAAUCAGCAACAGAGUGAGAAGGAAAUCACUGAGCAACAUAAGGCACUUUGUUGAUCCCGUGUGCCUGUUUCUCCGUCACAGAGGAGUGAAACAAGUGGCUGCCAAAAAAUAAGCAUAGCACAGAUUAAAAAGAACAAGGUUGUCCAUUGAGAAAUGAAGCUCCCGUCUCUCAGUGUCUAUGCUGCUGUGACAAACUCUGAGAGUAGUGACUGUGUGCAGAGGGGCUGGAUGGUCUGCCUUCACUGAGUCUGACAGCAUGACUUUAACUCCCUUUGUAAGAGUUAAGAAAAUUCUUUUUUCUGCCUGAGUCGCUCUCACAGUCCUGAGCCCGCUGACCUUAAAGAGUGUAAAAGUCCUCACUUGAAAAAAAUAGAAAAAGUCCACGAAAAGGGGCUCCUGAAAUUGUUAUUGAAUCAAAUUGAGGUUACAGAGGGAGUCUCAAUCCCUCAAAGAGAGCAGAAUAAUUAAAUUGUAUGAACAAGCAAUCUGCUGCCUUCUCCUAUAAUUGUUUCUGUCUCUGGAGCAAAAUGGGUUUUAGUGUUUCGUAGAGGCUGAAAAGAGGGAGAGAGGAUUAGUGUUUACUGGGUGGCAGCUGGUGGCAGAGGUGAGAACAGACAUGCCUACAUUGUGCUCAUGAAAACUAGGUGAACGAAUGAGUUUGUAUUGUGUGAAAAGUGUGUUUGUUUGUGUGUGUCUGUGUGUGUUGAUGGAGUUUAAAGCUUUAUGCAUGCGUGCAUGGUGACAUGAAAGUGUAUUAUUUUUCUAAUGGUCCAGUGAAGGAGUGUCUUCAAUGGUCUUCAAAAAUGAGGGUCGUAGAAGAAACAGAGGAGAAACAAACCUUCUCUUUUUACUUCUCAACUCAGUGAAAAAGAGUUUAUGCUCGGCAUGCUUUUAAACUUUUCUUCGGUGCAGCAGGAUGUUCAUUUUGUAAAUACGGGACCAUUACAAGCUUGUUGACGAGUUUAUUUUGGAUUUUUAAGUAUACUGUGACUCAUACACUCAUCCCCUUUAAUGACACACCUACAAAGUGAGAGGAAGGAAGUUAGAUACAAAAGGUUGAAGGAUGUUUCCAUUAUGAAUUUUUGUGCCUCUUUUUGUUGACAUUCUCUGAAAAAGAAAAAAAAAAGGUUUCCUGUUUGUGAUGUCCUUGCACUCAGCUGUUUUAAUGUGGGCUGAUAUUUUUUUCUGUAGGCUGAUACUUUUUUCUGCCACUCUAUGUUUUAAUGGAAGAACUCUACAACCAGAGUUUUGCUGGGUGAAAUAGGAAAAUGGCUGUGGACAGGAUUCAAUUUAUACCGGCCUGUGAACUCUUCACUUCUUUUUGAGGAGAUAAGACUUUAACUUUGGUCAAAAUUACAUUGUUUGAUAGGUUAUAGUAAUUUUUUAAUUUUCUGUUGUUUUUAUUUUUACUUCGCAAUGACGCUUUGUUUUCAAAUCCAGGUCAGUUUUGAUUUAGUUUUAUUGAAUUUAGUUUUAUUUCAAUAAAAUAAUUCAAGUUUCUAACAAUUUUUAGUUAGUUUUAGUGUUAGUUUCAGUUUUUGUAACAUGGCAUACUUAUCAGGGGCAAGAUCCCCCAACCCCACACCAAACAUAAAACACUGUGUCAGUGCAGAGGUUAGGCCCCCCUGUCCAAAAGUUCUGCUCGUUAGCAGACACCUCACCUCAUGUGAGUUAUCUUUGCUACAAAUGAAUCCAUGCUGAAAAGAGAGUUUUGCAGUUGAAAUAAUAGGGGACUAGGGGAGGAAUUGGAUCCAGAUAGUCUCUAUGAGUGCACUGAUCUUCUCAGUGAGACAACAAAAAAAACUAAUUAAUCACCAAAAGAAAUUAAAAAACAGGCUGGUCUUACAAAUUGAGUGGAAACUCAAUACAUUGUACAGUUCUAUUUUAACAGCUGAUAUUGAUAACAAAGCUGUAUUAUGUUUAUUUUGAUAUAAGACAAGUCUGUUCGUUAAGAUUUAUAUUGGGGAAAGAAAAACAACUUAUAUUGCGGGUCAAUAAAGUAAAAAAAAGGAGUUUUUUCAUGUUUGAAAUCAGUGGUUCUGUAAACAUUUUACCUCUAAAAGAACUGUAUCAAGUCUGCAAUUUCCGACUCAUCAUCUUCAGAUAGAUCUAUGAGCAUUUCUAAUAUAUGCUUUGGGGGUAUUUUGAUUAAGUACUGGCGUAGGAUCUGGACUCAACUUCUGGCAGUGACCUUAAUUUCUGUGAUCCGACACCCCCUUAUGCUCUGGUGAACCAGUAAUUGCUGACUGACGUAAGACAUUUCAGCGACACCAUCUUCUUGAGCACUCUCCGAAAUACACAGAGGGAUUAACCUGGUGGUGAUAAGCCUUGUUGGCAUUGUGUGAACUCAUUGGCAAGAGGUUAUGUGUAAGAGACACUCAUUGGUAUGUUAGAGUCCAGCACUCAGGCUUGAGGCAACGCAGUUCCUGGAGAAGAUUUAGGAAAGGAAAUGUCAAGAAUAGAAAAACAACUCUUUAAAAGCUUUGGCUUUUAAAGUGUCGGCAGUCUCAGUCCAGAAGGGUGAUUUCGUCAAGUUCAAAAGGUGUCCUGAUUCUUCCAGCCAGAAACAUUUUAUAAAAUGAUCUCAGCAUCAUCAAACGUCAGCGUCUCGGACUGACAAAUAUUUAACAAAAGACCAGUUUCUUGUAUUCAAAUGUCCAUGUAUAUAUCAUUUCAAUCAAGAAACACAUUUUUACCUGUAUUCAUUAUCAAUAUUACAUCUUUCGCAAACCUAAUGCAAUUCUUUUUUAAAGUCUUAAAAGCUUCCUACCUCUUCCCAGUAAGUGACAACAUAACAAAAAACAGGGAUCAAAUUAUGAUGUAGCGCCAUACCAAAUUUAAACCAGUGGUGCCAUAUUUAAAAGUAAAAAAAGAAUAGCACUGUUGUUCUUUUUUAAUCUGUUUUUCCCAUGUACCAAAUUUGAUGUGAAUCCUAUAAAUAUUUUUAACAAAUGACACAAACUUAGCAAACUUAAGCAAGAAACAAACUUUGACAACCCACCACUGCCAUGCUGUCUGAGUUUUAUCCAUAGGCCGAAGAACAAUUCUUCUGUGAGGACUUUAGUGGCUCUCCACCAUAUUUGAAGUGGACUAGAUUCAGCCCUCAAGGGGGGCAUAACCCAGGAUGGAUCCACAGCUAACUUGAUGUACACUUCUUUUAAAAUAGCAGCCCUUAUGUCAGGUCCGAGGGGCCUUUAAGUAGGCCCAAGCAAGAUACAUGUACUCGCAAAAUUUCAUCAUAACAGGUUGCAGCAGGAGCUUCAAUUUUAAGCCACACCCACCAGCUCCAUCAGUAUCAAAUGUCUGCUUACUGCACAGGUAUUUAUUAGCCCCUUAAAAGCUUCUUACUGUAGACAUGUAGAUUUGUAGGUUUUAUCCCUUGCCCCCAGUCCAUGGUACUUGACAGCACCAAAAUACAAACAUAAGUAUGCUAAAGUUAACACUGAUUUGGGGACUUGAAUAAUGUGUGUGAAAAGUAAAAACAAAGUAUGACAGUACGAUGUAACAGCAAGAUGUACAAGGUGAUCUGUCGCUGUAGAUGUCCCAUGGUAAUAUCAUAUUUUGCUUGUCCCAGCUGUAGACUAGACUAUCACCCUGCCCCCUCUCACUCACACUCACUCGGUCAUCUGGAAAACAAACACACAGACUCAAAAAGCUUUUAUUGCUCCAUCACCACACUGCACAGAUGUGCUAUACCCUAUUUUUGUUAGUUUUAUCUUUUCACCAUGGGUUUUGUUUUCUACUGGUUUUAUCUUCAUGUUAUACAAUCAUAAACAACCCUUUUACUUUUCUAAAUCUUUGCAUUAAGUCUUCAACUUCAUAUCUACAUUAUAUGUGUGUGUGUUGAAAUGCUGGCGUAAAUUAAAUUACCACCUUCAAUGAAAUUAAAACAAUACCAAUAUUAAGUUGUAACAUUGGCUUGAUGUGGCUACCUGGCCCCAGAAAUUAAGUUCUUGUUGGAAACCCCUUUGUUAAAUCUUCCCUUGGUGGGUUGUUUGAUUUACUUUAUGACAAAAGCAUGUGUGUGGGGGAAGGGUGUAGUGUGCUUAUUUUUAAGGUUGUCUUUGCAUUGGUGAAGCAAAAAAAGUUUAUUUCUAUAUCCAGUAAACGCACUACAUCAUCAUCAUCAUUCAUUUGACUUUGUCCUAUUUUGACCGCUAUGUACAGUAUUAUCCUGUAUUCACACUCUUUUAAGUUUAGUUCCGUCUCCACAAUUUGGCCAGCUGCUGGAUGCUACCUUACGCCCCAGAGUUUUCCUCUUCGUGUUGAUGAUUUGAAGCUUUUCAAUCUGGGACAUAACUUCAAAGAUUAUAGUCCAGUCCUGCUGAAAAGACUCAUCAUUGCAGCCCAUUACUCUGGCAUUAUAAAUUCUCUUUCAACUACCGAAGCAUUAAAGUUUUGAUAGCUGCCACACAGAAAUUAGUGAAUACCUGAAGGGUAACCUUGCAGCUAAGUGAGUUUUUCACCAGUUUUCAUUGCUAAACUGUGAAAUUCAAUCAAACCAAGGAUCAAGGGCCUGAGUCCAAAUUCACACAGUGUGAUCAUACAAUGAGGGCUUGAAUGGGUAACAGCGGGUAAACUUGGAGCUUGAAACAACUUUAAUUUUCAUUAAUCCCACAUGUACUCCAGGAGGAACAAAUGUAUGCCUUAAAACACUAAGAAAACAUCUUAAAAUAACUUUCUUCUUAAAAUAACAUUUCUUACCUUUGCCUGAAGUUAGAAGCUUGAUGCUACAUUAACAGCUGCUGGCAGAGUCCCAAAAUUUGUUACAUAAUUUUCAUUAUUCGUUGCACACUAAAACCUUCCCCUAAUGCAUAUGUUUUAGUACCCCAUGGGUUAACCAGGAGACAACCCACUAGUCAUGAGCUGAAAGAAGGCAUGUGGCCUCCUAUCGUUGCAGAAGCAGACACACUUCAGUCAAGUAUCCCAUUUUUUGCCAUGUGCUUGUAAACUAAGGACACGGGCAGCAGUUAGAAUAAUCAUCCAGUUGAGCUGGAGCCGUACUGUGACUUAAUUGUGCAUGUUAACUCACUGAAUGAGAGUGAGGUCUUUGCACGCUGUUUUUUGCCAUGAUGUGGAUAAUUUAUGCAAAAAGUUCAACCAGAUGUUACAUAUAGCAGGUUUGUGAAAAAGCUUUGAAUAGAGAUGGGGAAACACAACAAAGUAAAAUGAACUUUAGCCGGUAAGUUUGGAUUGAAUACUCCUCAUAGUCGUUAAUCAAACACUUAACUAUAGCAAUGCAUCUAAAAAUACUAAUGCUUUUGUAUUGAGUUAUGCAGCAUACCACACCUAUCUUUGACAUUCAAAUAAAAGUAGUCCACUAAAAAAAAAAAAGGAAUUAAAUGAGUUCAUGUAUUUUGUUAGAAAGCCCCAUAAUAGAUGCAUCCUUCAUAAGCAGUCACAGUCCCCACUUGUUAAAACUCUUAUUACUUUAUUUUGACUUUUUUCUUGACAGCCUCACAAGAUCACAUGACUACAUAGAGUAUUUAGGAAAAUAUUUAGACCAAGUAAGAGAAAUAACUUAUUUAUCACAACCUUGAAUAUACUGGAGCUGAUGUGCACUCUUUCCUGAUUGUUCCUUUCCAUUCAUUUAUUGCUGCUGUGAAUAGGUACAAUUAUAAAUUGCAUUGAUAAAAAGGCCAAAACUGUCAUUAUGUUGUCUGGCCUUAAGACAUUUUCAGGAGUGCGUGCAUGAAAAGGGCGUCUGUAAAAAGCCUGACAUUAUUAUGCAGACAAUGCUCUGAUAACAAUAAUUAACCUCCUGUCAUAACUAUCUGCAUUAUAUAUUACCGCUGUUUACACUCACACUUAUAAAGGCAUUUAAAAAUCCAGCAGUAUAACAAAGAUCUCAAGAGCAUACAGGUAAAAAUGGAAAAUACAGAACAUCAUGCAAGCAAGGCUGGACAGAUCGAUUUUCCUCUUUAUAACAAAUCAGAUGCAGGGUCCAACCCAGGCAGAUAAUAAACCUGCGUGACAAAAGGAACAGAGGCCCUGGAAGGCUUUAUAAGCCCAUUAGCUACCUUAUUAUGGCUUACUGUGGCUUUUAACCUUCAUUUUUAACACUGUAAAAGGAAUAUUAGAGAUGGAAUUUCAAGCCUACUUUCUUUAACAUCUACAAUAACAAACAAAUAUGAUGUUAGCUAUAAUUUGUAAGCAGUACCAUUUAGACUAACUCACUUAAAAUGACAAAACAUGAACAUCGAUUAAAAUCUAUCUCUUAUUCUUCAUAUUGCUGUUUGCGGAGGCAUGAGUAACCAUGAAGCAACAAAGACUAUGUUUGUGUCCAUGGUGGGGGUUUUUCAGCACCGGAGGGCAACCUGGGUUGUUGCCCAGAAAUUGUCAAAAAAAAAAGUUUUAAAAGGCAUGAAAGCAGAAAAAAACUCAAACUCAACAUGACUUUUUCAGUAACAACAGCACUAAAGCUAAAAGCAGUUUGAGACUUAACUUUAAUGCACAAAGUAAGAAGACAAAGUGCUCUGUUUGACUAAUAGCUUUCCAGCUGCUCAAACCUUUUUUUUUUUUUUUUUUUUUGGUAGCAAGGCCUGUUUUUUAUGAUUUAAAAAAAAAGUCAGCUGUAUAUUGAAGGCAGCCUUACAAUGUUUUUUCUUAUUUUUUUUUUUACUUUUUGUUUCUAUCAAGACUUUGCUGAAAGCCAGGGCUACAAGAGUCUCUUUUUAAUUGGAGGUUCGCUUUCCUUCUAACAAAUAACCAGCACCAGAGGGCAAGGUUUGAGAAAUGCAUCUUAUUAUUUCUGCAAAAGUGUAUUUUUGUAUCCAUAAAAGCUCAGCCCUUCAGUCUUUCAUAAGUAGUGACUUGUUAUAGAAAGGUUUGAUAUUUUGCUCUACAAUAAAAGUAAUGAAGAAGAGAUGCCCACAUAAUAUAAUAAUAUAAAGUACCACAUAACAUAUGACGAGAUGAGAUACGAAAAGAUAUAAUUCAGUAUGACACAAUAUAAUGUAAUUCAAUUCAAUUUGAUAAGAAAAUAUUAGACAAGAUAUCCUUUAAUUUGAUAAGAUAUGAUACAACAAAAUUUAAUACAAAACAACUCAGUGCCAGAAACUAUCAUGAUAUGACACAGGAAAGGAUAGGAUAGGAUAGGAUAGGAAACAACAUGGCAGGAAAGGAUUCAAUAGUACAAAAUACAACAUUAUAUAAAUGAAAAUAUGAUAGAAAAGGAUAUGGUAUGACAAAAAAAAAAAAAAGAUACAAAACAAUAUGACACACUACGAUCUGGUUUAAUGGCAUGGGCUGAGCCCUCAAAUACAAAAGCCAUUCUUGGAGGCCAACCUUUAUCUUGAUUGUUUAUUUUACAUGGUUGGAGGGGGAGCUUAUGUUGAAAUCAACAGUUUGGCGAUGAAUCAACUUUCUGCUUAGACCUGCCUUCAAAUAAAGCACACUGCAUUUUGUGGGUACUGAGCACAAGUCUCCUUUUCAGCCCUUAAAAUUUUGGUGUAGAACUUUACAUCCCAUGUUGCUGCUGUCUAUAACAUCUUUUAUGCACUUUAACUUAAGCAGUUAUCACAGAUAUAAUCAGUAAACAUAGAAGAAUAAAUGCCAUUUACUUAAACAUUUAAGUUCAGAGUCACCUCCAUCUAAACUUUGUAUGAAUUUGUAAAUAGUUUCCAAAAGUACAAUCACAUCUUGAGCAAGUGGAGCACUAUCUAAACUACCCAAGAGACAAAACCAGACAAUUUGGUGCCUAUUCUUUUGUAAAGGUUAUACAAAGCAAUAUAUUGACAACCUUGCAGCAAUUAGCAUGUUAGACUGGAUGUUGUUUGGGGUUGCUAACAGUUUGUUUUUCUGUGCCAUCUGUAGGAGGUCAAGUAUUUCCAGUUUCCUGGAGAGCUGCUAAUGAGGAUGUUGAAAAUGCUCAUUUUGCCCCUCGUCGUGUCCAGGUAAGAUAAGCACAGAGCCACACACACACACACACACACACACACACACACACAAAUAAACACAGAGAAACUGUAUAAACUUGUUCAUCAAACGCCUGACUCGAGAUGCAUUAUCAUUUAAGCUGGUGAUUUGUUGCUGAGGAAUUUGCUAAGCGAAAAGGUCAGGCUCACCCCAUGAAGUAUAAAAGGAGCAAUCAAAAACACAUUGAAUAAUUAUGUUAGCUUAAAUCAAAAUUACUGUAUCUUGUUGCAUUGCAUUGACUUGUGUUUGUUUUAUGCCAAAUAUUGACAAGAGGAAUUUAACAUUUUUGUCCUGGAAGAAAUACUGUAGUUUCACUCACUGGAGGGUAUAAUUGACACAGUUGCUUCUUACCUCCUUCCUACACACUUUAAAAAGGAGGUUUGCUGCAGACAGCAGCUUGUUGCCUUGGGCAGUGGUUGAAAAUACGGCACCUGAGAAAAUCCAUUCUGUUCAAUUAGGUUGUUUCAAAUCCUUUUCUGGAAAUACAGAAAUUAAAAUGUGCCAGCCCUCCAGCUAUCUGAGUAUUUGUCUGAGAAAGUUGAAAAUGUGUUGAAUUUGUGAUGUUGAAUUUACUUGGUGGUGGCUUUACAUAAUUUAUUAUUAACACUGGUGCUUAUUUCUGACGGAGGUUCAUAGACAGAGUGGGGUAACAUGCUGUUCCUUUGAAUGAGAUUUUGUGAAAACAUUUUUUCUUGUGUUUACAUUUAACGCCUAACCCAAUCAGCUGUCUACAUUAACAUUGAUGUCUGUGUGUUUGUCAUUAGCACUGAUAAAAAGAAAAGGACCUGCACCUGACAAAUACAAGGUUAACUUGCACCCUGGCAAGUUAAACCUGUUUACACCUAACUUUAUCAUUAGAUCUGGGUCAUGGGAUCACAAGUAACAGGUGUGAACUCCCACCAAUAUGUGGUAAGGCCCGACAGAUCAGUCUGGAAGGUUUUUGGUCUGGCAAUGGACAUGCUCAUGUGUAAAACACUGCCUUGUAUCUAUGGCAACAAUCACAUGGUGUAAAAAACAACCAACUUGAAUGAAAAUCCCCUCUUUUACUUCCGUCAUGUCAUUGAAACACAUGGAGAUUUAGUUAAUGCACUAUGGCCUACUUGUGCACAGGAGCACAGGAUGUACCACAUCUGUAUUUAUUCACUAAAAUAGUCUCCAUUUGAUUUAAUAAUACAAGGCCAACUGUGCAGGUCGUACUGUGACCCACACGCAAAGUUUAAAAUGGCACAGCAGGAAGGAAAUGUAAUGCAGAUCAAUCAGUCGUGCUCCAUCUCUGACUCUCACAGUGCAUCACACCAUGCAUUUCCUCACAUAGCCCAAUCUAAUAUAUGAACUAACUAUUCUCAGAAGGAGCAACCCAUGAGUUUCUCUCUCACAUUUUUCCCCCGUAUAUGACUAAUUUUAUAUUUUCUGUUCCGUAUGAAUGUAGGCCCAUUGUUGAUGAUUUCUCAGCUAUUCCAACAUGUGAAGGCGUAUAGACAAACUGAAGUGUUUCAGCAAACUUGGUGAAAGUUUGGUGCACACAUUUGAUAAAUGAUCAAACAUCCUGACCCUCCUUAGUUGGUAACAGAGAUAUUAGUGGGUCAGAAUAAUUGCUAAAACAUUGUGUCGAAAAGCUGUAGUCCAGCCACCCUGCUGGAGCUACUACCAUAAUACUAUAACGCUUGAUGUAAACAAACACAUAUGAUCUUGUGUGUAGCUAUGUGAGAUGACUCGUGCUCAACUUUGACUGUUUUCAGAGUGUUUUCUUUGAAUUUUUCCAUUAGUCAAAAUAUAACCAGGAUAAAGGAAAUCGAAUAAGACAGAAAACAUAAAGGCACCUAGUCCUUUGAGUAACAGGCACCCCUGUGUUCAUACUGAAUACACAGUCCAGAAUUUAUAAUAUUUAGCCUUUAUAUUUGUCUUCACAUUAAAGCAAAACGCAAUCAAUAUACUACAGGUUAUGGCAAAAUAAGCACAAAAAAUAUAAAAACAAGAACAACAAUGCUAAAAAGUCUGUUAUCAAUAGGAUUCAAACAGAGUAUUAACAAGAUACAAAUAAGUCAAAGUUUAACAAAACAGAUUAAACGAGACAAUGGGAUUAGCAAUGCACAGCACUGCAGAGAAGGAUUAUAAUGGGCACUGCCAAACUGAAAUUCACAACAGGCACUGGAAAACAGAAAAGAGCAAAGCUGUAGUUUAAUGGAGGUGAGAGGUGGGGUUGAGCUUAAGUCAUUUCCAGGUAUACCCUGAGUGUAUGAGUGUGGAGUAUGGAUAACUCCAACAGUGUCAUGUGUUUGGAUUUAAAAUCACAUUUCCUUAUUGAGAGUCUUUUUGUUUAUGCACGGUUAAUAUGAUCUGCUUCAUUUGCAGCUUCACACAGCUGCAUCGUAAUCAAUGCAGAUGAGAUGCAAAAUCUUGAUGAGAGUUUUGCUGCACUUCAAAGACCCUCUACCACAUCAAGAAUCAAAGAGGGAUACUUUUCAUAAACAUAAACCUGUUGUCCCUUUAUAGCUUUUGCAUGCAGCUUCAGUAGCACACAUCCUGCCAAAUUCUCCAGUUCGACUAUUUUAGACCCAAAGCUCUUGGUUGCCCGCCUGGGGUCAGCGAUGUCCAACACACUGAAAAAAACUCCCAAAACAAAUCAUGCAAACGCACCAGUUACAUGCAGGCUGCUUUGUGCAAUAAGCUACUUACAAUCUAUGCAACAGCAAAGACUGGAUGAGAAGUUAAUCCUCACUCAGUCUCUUUCUGUCUGUUUGGCUGUCUCUACCUCUCCCUGCUUCCCUGUCUGUCCCUCUUGUUUAUUUCUCUUUCUCACUGUUUGCAAAUAUUUUAAUUAACAUACAGCGAAGGCCAUUUGGAGAUCCUCUCAGAUCUUGUAACAUAUUCAGAUUGAUGUCCCUACUGUUGUAGAUUCAGAGCAGGAGAUCACCACAGCACAGGUUUCCAUGCCAAAUGUGUUGCACGUGAGGUGAAGAGACGUUAAUUACAACUAAUCUGAGACAGUGCAGGCAGGCAGGAGUCCAAACCCAGCAGAGCAGCACACACACCAUCUCGCCACACAGGAAUGAAGAAGCAAUCUGGGCUAACAUGUAACACUUUAAGCAUGGGCUCAGGGUGCUGGAGCUCCUGUUGAGUGUGCAACACAGACAGUGCAUCUGGUGCCUGCCUGCGACUGGAUGGAGGCAAUAAUGGAUAAUGAAAGUGGAAGGCAUACUUCACAGCUUCUCCGUUCCAUCUAAUAAAGCCCACAGCUCCAGCCCUGCCUGAGAUCAUUUGUGGCACAUCUGCAUAUCUUCAAAGUCCCCACAGAGACAAACAUGGUCUUUAUUGCUUCAUGUUUGCCCAUGCCUCUGGAAACAGCAGAGUGUAUCUAGAUCGGGAUGCACAGACGGGCUGGUUGAUAUGGCGCAUGGUACAGCAGGGCUUAUCAAGGGUUGAAUAUCUGCAGCAGCCCUAUGGCCUGUCUGUCCCCAUUUUUUUUCCUCUCCAAGCACCAUCUGCGCACCAACCAAAGCGGAAACCAGAUUAUCCCACAAACGCGUCAUGAAGAAUCAAUGGCCACUACACUUGCUGCCUCCUUCUGUUCCAUGUGACGCUUAUUUUGGGGUUUCUAAUUACACUGCUGCAAUAAAUAGAAGUUGAUUGAAAAUAAAACAUUGAUUUGCACUUCUAUCUGUGGUCUCUGGACCAGCUUUAAUGGCAUUUUAUGAAGCACUCACAUGAGAUGCUUUAUCAAUGUUUGAUUCAGAUGUUAAGGUCAAAAGUGAAGAAUGGUUUAUUGAUAUAAAGCAUCCAUACAAACAUAUGACUGAUGAUCAUCCACACUGUUUUCACACUGCUUGUGUGAAAACUUACCCUGAGGUGUAAUUCUCACUGGAGGUCUGAUAGUACUGUAUGGUGUGAAUGCUUAUUUCCAGAAUUGUCAGUUUUCGCAGUACACUUGUCUGGUUUCAUCUCUUAGAGCUUCUCUGUUAUAAGUGCAGAAGGAAUAACUGUAAUGGAAGAUGUUGCAUGGCACCCUCAAAAAAUGAAUGAAAUCAUUUGUAAAUGUUAAACAUUUAUGUUUAAAUCCAACCCAAUCCAAUCCACUCAAUUUAUAUAUAAAUAUUAAUUACAUAUAUUUUAUACUUUAAGAAACAUUCAAGUUUACCAAAGUGAUGCACAAUAAAAAUUUAAAGAACAAACACGGCAGAAAACAUCAAGAUGAAAUAAAUAAAAUAAAAACACGAAAGAAUAAAAGAAAUAAAAGUGAUAAAAGGACCAUAAAAGACAUAAAAGGACAGAGAUAAAUAUACAAGACAGGUCCUUUUGGCUCCUUUGGCUUCGACUCUCAGUCAUGAUUUAGAUCUUAUUUUAGAUUUCACAUUGACAUGUAUGUGAAAGACCUUAUCUAUGCUUUUAGAUCAGUCUCGCAGCUUUUUAAUUUGCACGAUAUUAGAGGAGCAAGGUGAUCUGUCAAAUGAUUAGGCCAGAGCUUCAAAUAAUACCAAUACUGACUAAAAGAAGAGGAUGGAGAUGAAAUGAACCAGUGCAAUUUUCUUGGGAGAGCAUUAAUGUGCCGGUGAAUAGAGAGUGAAGGAGACUGAUAAUGGACUUGCUGCAAAUUGAGUUCCCUCUAGUCUUUUUACUCUAAGUCAGGAUGUCUUCAAUAAGUCUCUGCACCUGUCAUGUGCCCAUUUAGUCACUUUGUGAUGAUAAAAUGAAAGGCUGUGGAAAUGCAGUCAAAUCAGGUUACUGCUGUCCGGUUAAUUUAGCAGGUUGUACUGCAAUGUUAAGUUCUCCUGCUAUGGUUUCACUCAGAAAUAAAAGAUAAAGUAAUUCAUGUUCACUGGAUAAACUUAUGGUUUUUUCGGUCUCAUUUUUGGAAAUUGUGUAGUUAAAAGGUUUUUCACUUUAGUUCAUUCCUGCAUCUGAUCCUAAAAGCAUAAAAUAACAGCAAAACUUUGCAGUCAAUUUAAUCCAUCAAAUUAGGAUACAAGUGGCAUGUCUAUUCGGUUUUGAGGUGAAGUUUGGCAGCCUAUGUAAUGACACUAUAGUUCUGAAGCAUUUUACAUGUGUUUCUGCUCUCACUGUCCAAUCUUCUCUGGAUAAAUGCACAAAUGUCUGAAAGUAUGCUAAACACAUUUUCAAAAUCCCAGUCAGGAACUAACCCAGUUCUGUAAAAGGCAAUAAAAGCCCAAAACUACAACUUAAAGCUCCUGUGUGAGGAGUUUUUUUUUUUUUUAUGAUAUCGACUGAAAUUCAUGUUGGUGCCUUUUCAUGUUCUACAAAAGCAAACAAGACUGUCAGCAAUAAGACUGGGGGUUUAAAUUGUUAUUUGUAAUUCCUGCUGUGAAAAAGAUAUAUGGUCAGAAAUAACCAGUACGAGAGUUUUUUUUUUGUUUUUUUUUUUUCAAAAAUUAAGGGGGGGCAUCAAAAUGAACAAACUGAAAGUUCCUCACAGGGGCUUUGAAAGAAAAGAAAUAACCUAAAUAAAAACCUGUGGCAGAUUGAAUUCAGGCAAAAGCAAAUUACACUAAAUAGUAAAACUGACAUCUUUCAACCAGGACGGGCUCUGACUCAAAAUUGAUCAAAAAUUCAGAUUUUCCAUUAAACCGUAAUGUGACACUGCUGUAUGAAGUACUUGAUUCACCAUUAGAUAACCUUGUCUGUAUUGAGAGUAUGCAACAGUGCUGUAACUCAUGUCAAAGGUAACACGUUACAAGCUACAAAAUAACACAUCUCUAACUUUCAUUCGUCUGAAACAACAUUUGGACAGCAUACAAUGAUUUUGUGCCAUUAUCACACCUCUCUGACAUUCACACUGAAGGGUUAGUGUUAUAUCUCUACUGAAGCUGAAAAAGUGAAAAGGGCUUUAGCAACUUCUUUUAGCUUGUCACUGACAGCAGGCCAUUGUUCUGAAGAACAGACUGUUACAGGGAUACGGCUCCAGUCACAGACUCAUGCAGACUUGAUGCUGUGUGCUGAUGUUUUGGUCAUUGUUUAGUUUACAGUGGAAAAUCAGAACAAGAGUUAAGAAUAGCAGAGCGUGUCGGACGGUACAACAGAAACCUUUAAAGCUGCAGAGGCAGCAUGAAGCAGCUUCAAUAUCCAACGUAACACAGUAUGUGAUAUGAUCUUAAGACUACUAAACAGAAAAGAAAUUGCAGACAAGGCAGAAAAACUCAAACUCGUGCAAUGCUUAUUAAUGCUGUCCUGUUGUCCUUGUUUGAGUGAUAGAAACCAAUGUAGCUCAUUUUUAUAAGCCUACAAAGAUUACCACAGGAGGCUCAAACUGUAAGUGAAACAAAGCCACAUAUUUCCCUCAUAAAAAAAAAACACAUGUAACUUCCCAUUUUUUCUUUACAUGUCUGCCAUCUGUUUGCUUAAAAUUUAAAAAGUUCCCUGCUGACUACAACUUAUAGUUUAAUAAGUAUCAUUCAUGUUUUUAAACAAUGUCAUUUAGUCUGUGUAAAUGACAUUUCACAGGAGAAAAUUGUAACUCAAACUUACAGGACAACCAUAAACAAGCUAGCAGCAGCUCUGCUCAAUAUUUUUUGUUGGAGUGUUGAAGAAACUCUGAGUUUUUCCUGAAAGUGCUAUAUUCAGCAUAUUGACCUUUUAUUCCAUUAUGGAAAGGAGACUAGUCAGCCAGCUUGUUUUUAUAACCUGAUUUUUUUUUUUAAGAGGAUGAUGUUUCAGCUGCUGGAAAAUAACUCCUGAAGUAAAGAUGACCAUAGAGCUGCUCAGGGUGUUGUUAUAACCCAAGACCCUGUUAUGCCAUUCCCUGUAAGUGGUUUUUACACUUGUACAGCUUGAUCAAACAAAUUUGAGAUUCUCGAUAGGCAUACUGCAUGUAUUGUCAGGGUCUUUUUAUCUACACCAUUAAGCCAUCACUACAUUACCAAAGGGCUAAAAUCCAAAACAGAAGUCAUUAAACUUUCUCUGUCAGAUGGCAAACAGCUUCAAUAAGAGGUAUGAAUGUUAAUGUUUGCUAAUAAGCUGGUUUUAUUUUCUGCUCCAGUAACUAAUUAUUAAAGAAAAUUGUGUACAAAAUGCCAGUGGGAGUAAACAUUGUUACCCAAGGGAGAUGGAGAAAAGCUCUCAGCUCAUUGCAAACAUUGUGUGUUUUUCAUGAAUGCCUUUCAAAGCAUACUUACCACAAAAAUAUAUAUUUAUAUCUCUAUCUCUAUAUCCAUAAGCUCAGCACUCUUUGUCCAAUUAGUGUAACCAUACAAACAUGAAGUGUGUUGUGUUUCACUCCUGGAUCCAUGGUUUUCUUGUUUUCCUGCCCCUUCUGGGACACAGAAACCCGACGCAACCCUGUCUGCCGCAUGUUAUUGGUCAGCUCAGCAGGUCAGGCAGCAGAGUUAGAUGAACAAGAGGUUUAUGGUGAAUUGGUUUUCUUAAUCUCAGCAUACACAGAAAGACGGAUAAACACUGGGCAGUGCACAGCAGGACAGUGGGGAUUUCCUGCCAAUGGCCAUUAAAAUACAGUAACCCAAACCAAGAGCCUAAAGCUCCACAACAAAAUCAUCAAAUCACAAGAUCAGUCACUUGAUCAUGUCUUUUAUCAAUUGUUUGUUUAGCUCUGGGUUCCUUCAUGUUCCCCCAUGUCCAACAAUGCUGGAUCAAUACAUUAUUGACAAAAUGCGUGGCACUGCACUGACCUUCAUCACCCUGUAAUUAAGGAAGAGGCACUGAGUGGACCUCACUAGUAACUGACAGCAUCCUGAUUUCUCACAUGAAUAACCAAGGCCUUUUUUUAACUAAUGAAACAAAAAGAUUUGCUCGGUUAGGUUCUGAGGUUAUAUUGAUUUUAAACACAUCUUAAAACUUCAUGAAAUUGAUCUGAAAAAGCACUGAAGACUAAGUUCUAAGAAAUUAAAAAGGCUUGACGUUCAAGUCAAUAUGUUUCAUUAUGUACAUCAAAGCGGGUCUGGUUUUGGUGCUGUUUCAAACGAAGAUCGUUCAGAAGCUACUGGAAUAAUAUCUAUGAAAUUUAAAGAUUAAAAAAAAAUUCUUAAUUUACUCAUGUACAGGCAACCCAGUGAGAGUCGUGCAUUUCACUGAAUCAACAUCUAUAGACACUGAUAAGAGAGUGUUUAUAUUGAUGUAUUUUGGCUCUCUGAGAAAUGGUUGAAUAUAAGUCUUGGAUGUUCAGAUCUGAGUACACUCUGGCUGUUGUUCAUUGGUGAUGGAUAUAAAUUUGACUCAUGAACAAGCAACCCAUUUGGUAUCUGACGCACAAAUAAGUUAAAACAUUUUUAAUGAGCAUUGUGACAAGGAUUUGGGGCCAAAUUUAAGAUAAAGAUUACAAUAAUACAGUCAGGGUGUUGUUAGAAUAAAGUUAAAUUAUAUACUCUGAAGGCUGAAGCUGCUCAGGAUGCCUUUGGCCUUUCCGUCUUAUUAUAAAGUCUUUUCAGAGACCUGAUCCUUAAGACUUUUGACAUUUUUGUUUUAAUGAUACUUUAAAUCUGCAACAACUUUAUUCACUAACAAUUUCUGCCAUAUAUUGUAACAAAUUUUACUUAGACUCCUUUUUUAAAUCUGUUUUUAACUUCAACUGAGCCCCAGCACUCUGUAGAAAAAUUUGUUGGUUUCAUAAUCUACUUUUUACAAGCUACUCAUGUUUGACCUCCACAAAAUAUGUCAUAACCUGUCUCAAAACGGUUAGUCAUUAAUCCCCGGUAAGGUUACAGUAAAACUACUGUGUCGUAACUUGAUUUUUUUUUUCCAUGAAAUAACUCAUCCAAUUUUGCUCCUAACAGCGUCACAAACUAGCUUUUUAUAACAAAUCAGACCCUGAAGUCAGCAACCAAUCAGUAUCCACUUCAUGAAACGCAAGUGAAUUUAUUUUCAAAUCUUAAGUAAAUUAAAAUAUUGAAUGAUAAUCUUUUAUGUGCUGAUCAGUUUUUCUUUCACGAAUAUGCUUUUGAUCCCAGGUAUUUGGCAUUUAUAUUCAAACCAGACAAGGUUGCAGUCUCAGAAGGGAUUAUGUAUUUUUUGUACCUCGUUGGUGAGAUUAAAAAAGCUGGUCCAUGAUCCAGGCAAAGAUGUACCUUUUGAAAUUCAUAGCCAACAAACCCAGGAACAGGAAAUUAAUAAUGCAGUGAACUCGAGCACAAGCUGUCAGAAGUCUGUCCAACAGACUGGUGAACCUGACUGUGGGAACAGUAAUCAUAGCAUGUUUGAAUCAGAGACGAGCUGUGAAAACUGUAUCCAUCUCAUGAACAGGCAAAUAAAACUGUUCAGAAUCCGAGCAACCACUCACCGCCCAUCACACAAACAAGCAAAUAAAAGUCAAUGUAAUUUAAAGGCAGGCACAUUUAACUCAAUUAUAAGUAAGUCAGUACAAAUCUAUUUCAUGAAGAAGCAAUUAGUACUGUUAAAUAUGAACAAACGAAAACCAACAUACUCAAAUUAGAAAUAAGUAAAUAUCAGAGACUCUCUGACUGGUCAAUUCAAGUGUAUAAAUAUAAACACUUUAAUACUAAAAUAAAUCUUUUUUGUUACAAGUAGAUAACAAAUGCAACAAUGAAAAGGUGAUGGAAUUAAAAGACACUUGCAUGUGACAAAAAAAAAAGACCCCUCACUUUGGUACACUCUUGGCUACAUGGCUAGUUUAACCACUCUUGGAGGCAGGAACUUGACCAUAUCUUGAUGUCCACCAGAAAAUGCCUCCUGAACGAGUUGUGAGGAUUUUUGUACUUAAAAUAAAAUUGUGCUUUUGCUCUGUAGUCAACAAAGCCCAGCUUUCACAGACACUCCACUCAGGCAGUAUCAAUUGUUCCAUAAAUAUGGUCUUUACCUUGUUUUUCUUACUCUCCAUUGUCAAUAAUGAAGUGCUAAAAAUCAAAUAGUUUUAUCGAAUGUUCUCUGCAGACCUGAAGCUUUUCCAUUGUCGUGAUGUUGUGAUGGUGUUUACAGUGUUUUUUCUCUGGCAUGUGUUUUCUGUGUCUGUGUUUUCAGACUUGAUCAUUUGCUGUUACUGCAGCUGCUUUGAGUUUUUGAAUUGAAUUGUUAUUUCAUGUUUCUAUACUUGCAUUUGUUAUGUACUUUUGCAUGCAUUUAAAAGCUGUUUUUGAAUCUGCUGCAUGUUUCUCCAAUUGCUGUUGCUGUAGUUGUUAUAAAUCAAGAGAAUCAAAAGUUUUGUGUUUAAAACUCUCUUUUUCACCUUCUGUCUGCUAAGUAAUAAGGCUGCUGUUAGAGCAUGAAAUCAUGCAAACGAGACCCAGGACGACUGCAUAUCAGAGAAAGGCCACUGAGUCACCACCUCAUGGCCCCCAUAGAUAACUCCUCCCCAAGGAGCCUCAGCCUUAUUUUUUUUCAUCUGGACCAAGGAUUACUGUAAUGCUCUUGCUCAGCGAAGGUGCAGCAGGGAAGACUGUAAGCCCCAUAUGGUCCAAAAAUCUUGGAGCAGAUCUGCUGUACGUGUGCUUGAAACCUCUCAAUCGAGGCUGCUUCACAUGGCAGGCGAUGUGCUGUAAUCCCACCUUGACUUGGAUAUCUCAGGGGUGGACUGUGGUUCUAGGAAAGACUCUCUGUGGCUUGUGUCAAGGGGGUUGUUAUUCAUUUUCCUCUUGAUGAAAAGGGGAGAAGUGGCAGAGAAGAUGAGGUGGACAAGUAUUUGUUGCAGAGAUUUUAAAUUGAGAACCAUUACAAAAAAAAAAAAAAACAGAAACAUCAAGGGCAUAUUUUAAUUUGGCACAAUGAAAAGUUGAAAGUCUGAAGGACUGAAACUAACAAAGGGACUUGUCUUUAGACACAUGCUUCUUUUUUAAUUAUUUUAGAAGACAAGAACUGUAAACAAGAUUUAUAAAAAGACGUAGUUUUGUUUUUCAUGUGUCUCAUUUUUCCUGUCUAGUCAAGCAUCAUGUGUCUGUGUGUACUGUAUGUGAAAGAUGGUGGCUCAUAGUGAAGAGUCUGAUGUUAUAAAAGAGCCUCACUCAUAAUGGAGUGAUCUUGGUUAAAUGGUCAAGCUCAUUGUCUGGUCAGUGACAAAUUAAAAAUUGAAUCCUGACAAUUACAGACUCAGAACACUGAACUGCUCCUUGAAGACACAGCCAUCAAUAAAUGAACAUCUGCGAAGGAUUUAGAUGAGAAUAGAUUGAGUGGUUUCAAGUACUUUGAGUGGUUUGAAUGCUCCACAAGUGCUGUCCAUUUGCUGUUUUGAUUUAUUCCCACCACUCUGACAGCAUUAUUUCUAGAAACAACAUAAGUGAAUCUCUGUGAGGGAAUUUUAAAACACUGACAUACACGCUUUCUUCCCAGCCAAAUGACAGAAGGACAGAGUUACAGUGUUACAUGUGCCAUUUUUCAGUGGCUGAAAGUCAAGCCAAAGAACGCUACAGAGGACCAAAGCUUACGUACAUUCAGUUAGUGCUUAAACAGUCAGACUGACUACCUGAAACUGCUCCUUUAGCUGUUCCUGUUUUAAAAAUAAACACAGCUUUCACUUUAUUAUUGAACAUAAUUUGAUUGAAAAAGAGCAGAAAAAAUACAUUUCUAUGUAAAGGUGCAAAUGAAGCACAGCAUAUAUAUAUAUAUAUAUAUAUAUAUAUAUAUAUAUAUAUAUAUAUAUAUAUGUGUGUAUAUAAACUCUGUCUCUCGCCCACCCUGGGUGGUACUGUGUCUCUUUUAGCUUGGUUCCUCUAACAGAGGCCUGGGAGCUUAAGGGUCCUAUGCAGUAUCUUGGCUGUUCCUACCACCAUGGCUUUCCUCUGCUCUUUGUCUAUGAUUUCAAUGUCUUGGCUCGGUCAUUCUCCAUUACCUUGGGAGGUACUUUCCAUUUUGACCUCGGGGUCUCCAGUCUAUAUUCUGUACAGAUGUUCCUGUACACUAUACCGGCUUCUAGGUUAUGGCAUUCCAUGUAUGCUUUUCCUGCCAGCAUCUUACAUCCUGCUGUAAGGUGUUUACAAAUAUAUACAGUAUAUAUGUGUACAUAUAAAGAUGCAGCCAGUGGAAGUUUGGAGUUGGAGAUAAAUCAGCUGUUAGCUGUGAGUCUUCACUGCAGCUUUUACACUCAUACUGUUGUAACAUGCAAUAAUCCCAGGUGCUGUUGCAGUCCUCAGCAAAAAUAUAGUUUUUUUAGUUACUGCAAUGUCUCUACUAGUACUAAUGAUACUCUGUUUUUGUACAUGAAGGUUUUCACGUUGACUGCCACAUGUCAAAAAAAAAGGAUGGAUGAAGAUGUUGCUGACUGCUAUAGAGCAAGUUGAAGCAACCUUCUGAGCGAUGUUUUUUCAAUUUUAAAAAAGGAUGGAAAAACUAUCAUGAAUCCAAUAACAAUGUUAGAGCUUGUGCAUCUUCUGGUUAUUAAUAAAUGAAACAUUCCGUACACCUAAGCAUUCAUUGAACUUGCAAACAACACAGAAAGAGAAAUUGCAAAACGCUUAAAGGUGUCUAACAAAGGAGUCCACUACACUCUGAAGAGACUAGAGGAACCUGGAAGUUAUGAUGAUAGAAAAACACCUGGAUGAAAGAGAGUUACUACAAAAGCAGAGGAUAAACAUAUCAUUGUCAUCAGUAAGAGAGAUCAGUGAAAUACAGCACCACGAAUAAGAGAGGAAAUCGACAUGACAAGGUCGAAACCCAUAUCUCUGACAACGGUGAAAAGAUGUUUGAGAAAAGCUGGUCUGAAGGGUUGUGUAUCUGCAAAAAAAACACUACUUCAUCCACAGAACAAGAAAAAGAGAUAUGAGUGGGCAAAAGCUCACAAAAAUUGGACUUAUGAUGACAGAAACAAGUUUGAACUGUUUGGUUCAUAACGCAGAGUCUAUGUCCGCAGACAAACUGGUGAAUGUCUGAAAGCACCAUGUGUUUCACCCACAAUUCAGCAUGGAGGUGGUAGUUCCAUGGUAUGGGGAUGUUUUUGCAGGUGAUGGAGUAGGAGAUUUGUUUGAAGUUAAGGGUAUCACUCCAUCCUCCAACACCAUGCUGUUCCACAGACACAGACUUGUGGCUCAUAAGUUUGUUUUGCAGCGAGACAAUGACCCUAAGCACUCUGCCAAGCUCUGUCAGACAAAAAAGAAGAGGAAGGUGUUCUUCAAAAGAUGGUUUGGCCCCCUCACUCUCCCUAGACCUUUCUCCAAUUGAGCUUGUGCGGGUUAUAUUGGAUCAAUCGGUCAGAAAAACGCGUCCCACAAAUCAGCAAUCUCUUUUUAAUGAACUUAAGAAAGCUUGGAAUGCAAUCCCUGAAACAUACCUUAAAAAACUUGUGGAAUGAAUACCUGGUAUAUGCCAAGCUGUUGUUAAAGCCAGAGGAGGUUACUUUAAAGAAAGAAAAGUCUAAGUAACAAUAACUCAAAUACCUAAUAAUUAAAGUCAAAAUGUCUUCUGAUAAGUUACUCUUUACACAAUAGUCAUGUUUAUUGUGUUGCAAAUUAUAUAAAUGUGGAUUCAGAAUUUUUUAUUUUUUUUUUUCGUUGUGCCUUUUGGUACAAUGACAAUAAAGAAUUCUGAAAAAAGAUUUCUGAAUUCUGAAAUAGGAAACUAUGAUCUUUUUCUGUACAAAUCUGAUCUUGCUUCCAAACUUUUGGCCUGUAUAUCAUGAAAAGUUAGUCCUCUGAGUUUUUAGAUCAGAAAAUUGAUGCUGAACAGAUCCAAUCAAGACUAUAACGUUUCAUGGAGAUAUGAUUAUCAGGUUGCAAUGCACACAGUCAUGAGGAAGAGGACGCUGGGAGUUAAAUCCCUUAAAUAGGGAAUGUAAUUUUUCUCUGUUUGAUCUCCUGGCAGUAGUUUCUGGUUCUCCAAAGAGACAAAAACAGUCAUGUUAACUUUGCAGUCUGCACCAAGCAUCUGGACAUGCAAUUCAGCACAACUGAGCUAAAAGAGCCCGUCUGUCGUUUCCCAGAAGAUUGAUGUUUUGUUGCGUCGUCCUCAGCUUGACUUUCUACUUAUGACGUUCUGAUUUUCCUGCUGGAGGUCAGCUAAUCCCUGACCACUGCAGGGCAAGCCCCUUAGUUAUCACUACUGCAGCUCCACUUGUUUUCCAAUACACUGGGGGUGGGGGGGUGGGUUAUGGUUUAUUCAUGCAAGCUGUGUCUUCUGGCGUCGUAAUUCUAAUCACAUCUCAGUCAGAAACAAACAAACACAGGAAGAGGCUGAAGGUUUCUGGUUGAAUGGAUUGAAAUGACAUCGUUGAUGGUAUUAUUCAAGGAUUUUCUUGAGUGUGAUAAGAAAUAGAUUCACAGCUGUUGACACACAUUGUAGCUUUUCAAAUAGAUAUAUGCAGAAACUGUUUCUAUGUAUGAAGUGAGAGCCCUUUAUAUAGUGAUAAUGAUGCCAUAUUGAACUAGAAGCAUUGGGGGAUUUUGAAAGGGCUUUGGCUUUACUCAAGCUGAGAAGGAAAAGCCUGUAGACACUCUUAACAGUGGGGGUUAUGCAUUUCUUCCAGUUAAGUGGAGACCUAGCAUCUUUGGCUGCCAGCAUGAGGCUGGGUUUAUUUCCUAUGACAGGAAGAAAAAGCUUUAGCGGCAGCAUGACAAGAGCCGUCACACUCCUGUUUAAGAGAAUCUACUGGUAACACGGAUAAUAAGCAAUCUAGCAUAGACUGAGGCCCCCCACAGGAGGAGCAAUCCACAGACAGUCAAUGCUAAAAAGGCUGACAGGUUUGUAUAGUGCUGUAUCGAAGCAUUUUAAUGGAAACUCACAGGAAUCAGUCUAGUAGGAAAACAGGCACAAGCAACAGGGGUGACUGCAUUGUCAAGAAAUGUAAAAUCAAGUUUCCGGCGGAGCUUAACAAGAAGUAAACUGAGGCUGACCACCAUGCAGAGACAUCUUCAGGAAAGGGGCUAAAACUGUUGCUAUAACUAUAAUCAAGCCACUCCUGAAUUAGAAAUGUCAGAAGAGUCUAAUCUGGGCUAAAGAGAAGAUAAACUGGACUGUUGCUCAGUCAUCAUACAGGCUCUUUUCAGAUAAAAGUAAAUUUUUGCACUUCAUUUUGAAAUCAAGGUCCCAGAGCCUGGAGGAAAAGAGCAGAGGCACGGACGUGAGAGUGUUUGAAGUCCACAGUCCGUGACGAUUUGGGGUGUCAUCUUAUCUGCUAGCGUUGGUCCACUGUGUGUUAUCAACUUCAAAGUCGAUGUAGCCUCUAUAAGGAGAUUUCAGAGCACUUCAUGCCUCCAUCUGCUGACAAGCUUUGUAGAGAUGGGGCCACGGUCCUGAAACUACUCCUAAAUGGUUUACUAACUGUGAUAGUAUUGUGCUUGAUCAAAUGCUCAGUACUGCUUCAGGCUACGUGGUGUGUCACCAUCGCUUACAUCUUUGUCCCUUUUUUCUAGUUUUACUUAAUUCACAUUGUCCUUUCAAAACACAAAUGAUUAAGUUGUUUUGGUGGUUUUGUUUCUGAUGUGUCUUUGGCCUCAGAGGUGGUUUCUUUCAUUCCCAAACACACCUGCUCUGUCUUUAGAUAGAUAUUUCUAUUUAAAACAAACAUUUAACUGGAACUAGUCUAAUAUGUUUUGUCAGAUUGAGAAGUGCUCAUUAUUUUGGUUGCACAUUAUUUUCUUAUGGGAAAAGAUUGCUUGCCUAUUUUGUUAUUUUUCUCUUUAAACAACCUUAGUCUGUUUUCAAAUUUGCUCACAUAUUUUGAAACUUUUCAGACUGGUUGUGAAAUAACAGUAAUUAUCAUUGAACAGCGAGCAGACUCGUAUAGCUAUGGUGUUAUAAUUACUCUGUUGAACUCAUUGCCCUGUUAUCAAAGAGGAUAUCAGACACAUUAUUUUAGACAGACCUACUUAGACUAAAAAUUUAUGUUCUGCUGCAGAGUCUAGACUUACUUAAAACUUUGACUUUACCACCUUGUUAAUAUGUCAUUUUGUUAUUAUAAUUAGUGUAAUAAUAAUAUUUAUAAUAAUAAUAAUUAUUAUUAUUAUUAUUAUUAUUAUUAUUAUUAUAGUAAUAAUAAUAAUACUUAUUAUUAUUAUUAAUAAUAAUAAUUAUUAUCAGAGAUGUCCGGUAAUUUCUUUAAAUGUUCUCCUUAUAAUGUCCAUUUAUGUCUUGACUAUUAGCUAAGAAGCAGCUGCUAUAGUUGCUAUAGGGGUUGCAAGGGAUGCUACGACAUCAUUUCUGUGGACUGAUGGUGACAAUACUGCAACUAUAGAUUGUUAUUAUAUAGCCUAAUAUCACUGAGCCAGUUAUAAAAGGUAAUAAAAAGUUUGUAAAUGGAGGUGUGAACACACAAACUUACCUUUUUUGUCGAUGACAAAAUCAGCAUUUACAACUGUGCGUCUGACACAUGUCCUCUCUGCCUAAGCUGGUGUUGAGCACAGAACCUCCUCACUGCUGCAGGGUGGUGGAAAUCUCAGCAUGUGUUUUGCUUUCCCCAGAAAACUCUACCACUAAUUCAGAAUAUUAUUCCAGUCCGGCCAUGAAACUAGUUGCUUACUUGUUUUUGAUUUUUAGUUUUAUUUUAGAAAAACAAGAGAACAAAUGAUACGCAGAUUCACACGUAUUAAUAAAGUUGUUCUCGUUGACUGAAUCUGUCAGUGGAGUGAAUUUCAGAACAGGAGGAGUGUUCAAAGCAGCCCAUUUAAAUGCAAAUCACUUCUCUUUUUAAACUGUUUGUGAUUACAGUUGUUUGUCCCACUUCACAAGGUUUGAUGUGGUGUGUAGCAAAGAGAAAAAAGCACUAAACGGCAAUAUUUGCAUUUCACAGAGACGAGGCAAGAGACAAAGAAGAAUCAACUUUAGGAGAUGAUUUACUUGGAUUUGUUGCUGCGCUCUUUCUCAUAGCUGCUACAGAUUUACUUUUCAAGGACAGAAGAGUUUGUGUUUUGUAGAAAAACAAAUUUUGCUGAGUGUUUCCAUUGUAUUACAUUUGUGUGAUCCGUCUCUCAUCUGAAGUCUUGGUUAAAGAUUUCUGCUCAAGAACGUGGACAAAAUCAUUAGUAUGAAUAAAGUAUCACCAUUUCUGAAAGCUCCCUCUGAUGUUUCACCAACUUUAAUUAUAUUUUGUUUCACGCUGAUGAAUUUCAGCAUGUUUUCUUGCCUAUGAGGCCUUUGUGACAUGGUUGAAAAGACUGACUUACCAUGAAAGAAUUUAUUUACUGACUGAAGUAAGAGCUGCAAGUUUGCACCUAACCUAUAAUCUUUUAAUGACAAAUUCAUAAAAUUACAGCCUUGUCUUUCAGAGAGGGCUGAUUAUUUUGCUACUUAAUGUACCCUUUCAGAGCAGAUGAACACUUGUGUGCAGAGGGGGCAAAAGCACAUAUUCGUCGCCAAAGUAGAAGUUUAGAUACUUCAAUAAAAAGAUUUUGAGAAAGUCUUCUCCUAAGACUGAAAAAGUUCUUGCUUAAAAUUUAAACCUGGGUCUCCAGUAAACAUUAGUCCCCAAGUGGGCAGCCCAGGUUAGAUUCUGACCUGUUGUCCUUUUACCACAUUUCACAAUUCUCUGUGUCAGCAACCUGUCAAAACAGAACCAUACCACCAAAUAUAACUGCUGCAUGCAAGUGAUCCGUUCUUUGACAGAAGUGGUUCAGACUAAAAUACUCAUGAUGAUGGAUUUCUGGAAUAGACAAGUGAUCUCCUGGCCCAACUGUGAUCCAUGUAGAACUCGACAGGACUCGCCAACAGUAGGAACAUAACAGUCACUGAUUAAUGUCCAAAUUAGCAGUAAAUGAACCACUAUCUAAGCCUGCACCCUUAGACGGAGUAAUACUAGGAGUGAGUGAUAUCAAAAAAUCACAAAACUUUCCAAUGAAAAAGUAUUCAGGUACUGUUUGUUACAGACUCAGCAGACAAAGCACCUUUUCUGUUUCCCUUGAUUUUCCUGUCCUCUACAUGUGAAUGACGUGUUUUUGAACAAGGGGGGAAAAAAACAUUUCAUCGUGCUUCCUUUUCACAGUUAAACGCUUUUCGUGCUGUUUGUCAUCUUUAUGGAAAUUGGGUGGAAAAUGACAAUGUCAGACUGUAAGUUAUGAAUCCUUUCAUAAGACAAAGACAAGCCUCAGCAGAACAGGUGUCUAGAAUGUGUGUAUAGAUGUAAUCUUAUUUCUGAUGGUCUGGUAUGUAUUUGCUGGUUGUAGAGACACAUUAUAGUCUGUUUCAUUACCUGUUAUUUACAUACAAACUCCUCAUGAUAGGUUUGAAUCACAAUAUGCAGUGUGUAAAUUGAUGUAAAUCUGCUCUUUUGUGGAGGGAAAUGCUGGCUGCUUCAUUUUAUUCAUGCUGCUACAAGUUUCCUGUCAGAUACAGAUAAACACUUCUCCUUGGAAAAGCUUGUCUUUUGCAUCUGUUAAAUCUUUACACAUCAACUACAUAGUUUUAUUCAUCCUCUGUUAUGGUAUUAUCUAUAUAGUAUAAUCUUCCCAGUGUAUAAAUAUCCCAUCCAAUCAAGUAUAGGAUUGAAACUUAAUGUUUUCAUUCACAUCAUGAUGUUAUAAAAUAGCCCACACCAAUUAGCAUUUUCCUAUUGCCUAAGGUUUUCUAUGACAGAACUUUUCAAACCUGUUUUGAAGUUUUUUUUCAUUCAACCAGUCCUGUAACACUGCCAAAACUCAUGCAGCGUUGCCAUCUGUGAUUGAUUAAUGUCUGUUUUUUUCAAUUUUUUUUGCAAAACAAAAAGAAAAACUUUGCCGGUGAGUCAGUGAACGUCUGAAGAAACACAGCCAUUUACAUUUCUCUGCCUCUGCAGGAACACUGAAAUUGACUUUGAAAGCAUCCUCUUCUAAAAACUGAAGCUGUGUAAUCAGGCUUCUCUUUUUCAAUUUCCUAACAAUAACUUUCAUCUUCAUGUCCUUUUUUUGUCUCUGCUGUCUCCUCUUCCUCUCCAUAUUCAGUUUGAUGUCAGGUCUAGCUGCCUUGGAUGCCAAAUGCUCCAGCCGUCUGGGUAUCAUGACCAUCUCCUACUACCUCUGGACCACCUUUGUUGCCGUGGUAGUGGGUAUUGUCAUGGUGUACAUCAUCCACCCAGGUGGAGCUGCUCAGAAGGAAGACUCAGAUGAAAGCAAGAAGCCGAUGACGAGCUCUGCUGACGCUCUGCUGGAUCUCAUUCGGUAAGACACAACCACGUUUCCUUUCACAUGCUUAGAGCUGAGAGGAGAGGAAACCGUCUCAUUUAGAUAAAAAGUCUAGAGUUUCCAACAUAAUUAUGCUACUUUGUUAAGUGUACAGUUAAAACUGUCAACUGUUAAAUCAGCGUCAUUUUUUUUAUGUCUAAUAUUUUUUAUCCAAUGGAAAUUAGGCCCUAUGUUCCCACAGCCUUAUGUCACCACACAUAUUACACAGUGACAUUAACAAUAUGUAGAUCGUACUGAAUACUUAGAGGGUUUAAGUUACACUGUGGAUAUAUAAGAUUAUAUGUUAGAUUUUAUUGCCCUUUACAAGGAUAAUUGUGUCCACCUCCGUACAUAAACCUUUUUUUUUACUUAUUACAUCACACCCAUAGACAUGUUUCCAUAAGUCAUUACACAGAGGUGUCGUCGUAGCAGAACAUGCACUGUGUGGUAACUACCGCUAACAUUUUUAGCCUCUUCAGUUUUGUGAGAGUUCUCGUAACAGUUUGCUAACAAAGUUUGUGUUUGUGUAUCAAGCUACAGUAAAUCCACAGUAAAAAGAUUCAAAAGUUUGGCUCAACUGGUAGAGCAGGUGACCCGCUGUUGUUGGAUCAGUCAAUAUUUUUAUCUAAAAUCAGGUCAGAAACUGUCAAAGUGUUGUGAAAGGGAGAGUUAACUUUCUUAGUGCCAUAUUCGGUGUCCUUGGUAAAGAGUGGAUGAGCAGCUGAUGGUUUAUUUGUGUUAACCUGUACGAGGUUAUCUGCUCCUGUGGAUGUUUUUGCUGUGUGUUGUGCAGCUUGUUAGUUUAAUGGAAACAGUUCCGGGGUUCAAAGUGUUAAAAGUGGAACUAAAAUGAGAGUGACUAGAACAAGGGGGUCAACAACCUGUGACAUCAGUGCACUGGUGAGAGGUAGGUGUAGCGAGAACAUGCUGCACACCUGAUGCCAAAUUAACAGACAGCAGAAGGCUUCCGGAUCUAUUAAGGUGAAGCCUGUCUGCCCUCAACAGAUGUCUUCUGUCUCAGAGGACAUUAAAGUUGUCGAUAAAGCCCAUGCUGUGGGAGCCACAGACAGAAUGAAGCCAGGUGUAGAGGCUAAGCAGCCCGCUCGAAAACCCUACAGCCACAGGUGGGGGUGAGGCACAAAGUCUAAAGUUAGAUUUGGGACUUUCUGACAAUGUUAAAAUGGUGGCAGAAAUCCAGUCACUCUGAGAUAAAGUGAACGGAGAUAAUCACCUUGAAUUGUCCAAGAGAUAUAAGAGUGUCCAUCUCCAGGUACAGGUUGUCCAGUUAAUCAUUGGCGUUACGUACAGAGAUGAAAAGUUCAGUAAGAGAUUUAAGAAUAAAAAGACACAAGUGCUUAUCACACCUCAGAGAGCAAAAAUAACAUGGCUGCCAUUUUCCCCCGGUGCCACUCUAACAGAGGGAGACUCAGAUGCAGGUAUACUGUCAAAUAUAACUCAAUUCAUAUAGAUGACAAGUAACUGAAAAACUAAGAAAGGUUAAAGUUUUAUUUAAAACAAAAAUGGUUACAGUCAGCCAACAGCUAAUGUUAGCAUUCAUACACAUCAGCCUUUGCUGCUGAGGACUGACAGAGAAUUUAGAGUCAAUUUUUUCUCAAAAACAGGCUGAAACAAGUUGUCCCAUUAUUCAAUUGUUGAAGACUGUUAUGUCUUCAGUGUGUCAGAGAAGGAAUUAUCCAUUUUUUAUCUUAUUAUAAAUUUAUUUGAGGGAAGCUAAGAAGACCACAAUGGUUAAAUAAUGACUGAAGUAUCUCUCCAGAGGUAGUUGAAAUAAGGUCAAACUGAAAGUUUCAACUUUUAUUGUUGAAGGAUAUAAACGAAUCAAUUCUGCAGGACAUAGUCUGUGCUAUGUCAAUAUUAAAGCUCCUGUGAGGAACCCUUAGUCCAUGUCAAUCUUGGUGCCCCCUGUGGACUAAACAGUUUUUACCUAUCUUGUCCUCUACAUGCUGUAAUAGUGUCUUAUUCCCUACAAAAAAAACUAAUAAAAGAGGACUAUUCAAGCUUUUCAUCACAGUGACAUCUUUAAAACUUAAUUUCAACAGGAAAUGCUCAGCAGAUCAAAUCAAGUAGUUACACAAUACAUUAGAAAAGAUGCUAUUUUACUUGUUGUAACAGGCUUUUUUCUUCGCUCAGUGAGUAUGUGGUUUCUGGAAUUUCUACUGCCACUCAGCAAACUGCACUUCAGCAUCUACCUUAUUUCUCUAGACUGGAGAUUACCACUCGGAGUGAAAACAGGAAAAUGUGCAACUGGAGAAUAUGGCUUUACUUUUUAGUUUCUGUUUGCUGCUUCACCAUAGAUUUUAAAACAAACAAAAAGAUGACAUCCAAGGGACCAAAAUACCACAUACUUGAGUAGGAUAUGCUAUUUUACGGUACAAGGAUGACGGUUUAUGUCAGCAACUGCAACAACAUCAUGAAACCAUUUUAUACAAUAAUGGCUGGAACAUUCUAUUGAGGUCUAAUUUCACAGCAAAUUUCACACUAAACUGCUGCUCCUGUGAGUGCAAAUGUUCAUUUUUCUUCCUCUUUACAUCCGACAGAGAAUAGAGCAAACAUGGCAUUAGCAUGUUAAUCCUAAAAGAGAUGCUUCCUGCUCAGCACCCCUGUUGAAAGCUAUUUUUAAACUCCCCUACCUGUGAUAGGUUAAUUUCUUGCUCUGCGUGCCUUUUCCUGAGCUCUGGAGUCGAGGUAUUGCUGCUCCAGGUCAGGGCAUGAGGCCUGGAGUCUCGUGUGCCAGUGGGUUAGUGCGCUAAGCUAAUUAUCGCUGCUGAAGGAUGGAGUGUUUGAGGUGAACCUGGGUCAGUCCCACAGCGUGAGGAAUGACAGUGAGGCCUGGGAGACACUGUGUCAGUGUGACAGUCGGUCAGUGGGCUAAAGUGACCGAGAGAGAGACACCGGGAGCUGCUGAGCUCACGACUCCGCCGGCAGGAUAUUUUAGUUUACGGUGUUUUGUUCUGAAUGCAUGAUUAACUGUGACAAAAAAAAAGAUUGAUUUGUCGUCAAUUAAAACAUUUUUCAAGUUAAAAAGUUAGUUUAUCUUUAUUUCUAUGCUGCUAAGUGUUUUAUUUUAGAUAAUGAAAAGUUGAAUCACACAAAAAUAUCAACUGUAUUUGAACGAGUUAUUUUCAACCAGAGAGUAAAAAAAAGGAACAAACUGUCCAAGCCUCAGAAAUCCACCCAUGCACUGAUCAUGUGGUAGAGGUGAACUCUAUCCUACACGGGAGCUCAGUGCAUGUGUGUGUGUGUGUGUGUGUGUGUGUGUGUGUGUGUGUGUGUGUGUGUGUGUGUGUGUGUGUGUGUGUGUGUGUGUGUGUGUGUGUGUGUGUGUGUGUUUCACAGAGCACAGCUGUGCUUUGGAUUUAUCUCGCAAAGCUUCUUUACAGCCUUCAUCUAUCAUGCAGGCAUACUAUAUCUGUACACUCACAAAUGGGACCUACUGUCUGCAGCCCUACGUGGGUGUGUGUGGGUGUGUGGCUGUGUUAAGUGUGUAUAAUGGGUACAGUAUGUACUGUAUGAAUAUAUACAUACUUGGAUUUAUGUAGUGAGUGUUUCAUUAGCCUGCUUUUCUCUGACUAAAGCACACGAUAUACUGCUAAAGUGGUCAAAUCCAUGCAGGAUACACACUGAGCUGCACCAUAUUGUCCCUGUAAAUUUCACCGUAUGUCUUUUAAAUCACUCUAUUUAAUAUACAGGCUGUAAAUAUCAAUACGGCUUUUAAUCUGUUUGCUGUUUGCAUUUUGAUGUUGAUAACAGCUUUGUGUUGAUAUGGGAUUGACAGUCUGUUAUGCAGCACUGAUUCAGUUUUGACGAACAGACACUCCUCCCUGAAUAAAAGAUGCGACACAACGCAUCAUUUUCACCAGCCUGGAAUCUGAAGGCAGCAAUAUUAAACAGCUAUAAGGGGAAAAUCAGAGGUGAUUUUCAGUUAGGUAAAAAAAAAAAACUAGAUUCUCAGAUUAAAGUUUCAAGAAGAGAUUUAUGCCAUUUUUACCUCUACAAAUAUCCUUUGUAUUGUCGUUUUAAAUAGUAGUUAUUAUGUAAUAUCUUCUUUUCAAGUUGUUUUGGCAACAACCCAGCCACUUUGGUUGUGAUACGGUUUAAGAUUUCUCUUUAUAAAAGCUGUUAGAAAGCAUCACUGCACCGGCAUAAAAAUAUGAAUACUGUAUGUGAAGUUUUGUUUAUGUUAUCUUUUUUUUUAUUUAAGUGCUAAUAGAAAAAAAAGGAGGAAAAUUGAUGGAGUUAAAAUGCAAAUAACAUUUCUACAAUCAAAGAAUGAAAUUAUAGUAAAUUGAAUAAUAGAUCAUUAUUUUAAAAAAGAAGAACUAGUCAACUCUCAAAAUAUUAAGAGGCUGAUUUGCAAAAGGAUUGAGAUGUGUUUGUACCCAGAACAAUAACAUUAAAAAUGUUAGCACCAUGGAGGUAGUCAGGUAAUAAGAAAACAAGACUCUUGUGCAAAAAAGAAAAAUUGAUCUUAUAUACAAUGUUUUUUUUUUUUUAUCACCUGCAUGGAUGACAAUGAUUUGAAAUAACAGUGAAGCUUGUAGAGUAAGCAACACAGCGAUUAUGAUGAUAAAUUUAUAUUCAGAGGCUUUAUCUCCCACUGACAAAGUACACGUGUGUUCAAGGCUAGACUAAAUAUACACCUUUUCUCCUGAAUCUGUGAAUCUAAACAGUGAAUGUUUCUCAUAGUUGAUGAACAUGAGUUAGAAAGAAGCUGAUGAGCUAUUAAACAUGUUUCACUUGAAAUCUGUCCAACUGUUUCCUCUGUUUUUUAAGCCCAUGUGCUAAUGGAAGUCAUUGGAGAAAUCCAAUCUUACACUUAAUGCCUCUGAUUAGAGGAUGAUACUAAUCCUUAAUAUACACAGUGUAAUCCAUCCAUACUACAGUAAAUAACAGUACGAGCUACAUGAAGUGUGCUCUGCACUCACAAAUAUUUUCAGUGACCGUCUCUGUUUAGUCCUUUGGUCUGAUUGUGUUUAACCAAAUUGAUUUUGUUUUUGUUGAUGGCCUAUGGCUGGUGUACAGUAGACUUUCAGCUUUGAGACAUUAGCAUUACUUCUACUAUUUUGGCACUUAGACUCCAUUGCUACCCUCCACCCUGUUGUGGUUCUUGUUUGUGUCCAGUUUUGCUUCUUUUUGCCUCCAGCUCAUGCUGUCUCAUCUUUGUGACCAAAGCCUUGAAAGGGUCUAUAAAACUGUUGUGAACAAGUUUUACAAGUGCAUGGAUUUAAGUACACGGAUUCUCAUUCUCAGGCCUUUAUUUGCAUACACACCAUAUUUUUUGCACUAUACGGCACACCAUCAAUGAACGUGUCUAUUUUUAUACAUGAGGCGCACCAAAAUACAGUGACACAUUCACAUUCUGUAUCAGUGUCCUUCACCUGGUACACUGGAGCCUUAAAAGAACUAUUGAUAAUAUCUCUACGUAAAACAUCUUCAUUCAGGCAAAAUUGCUGUUGAACUUCUGUGAGUGCUUUUCUUUAAAAUCAAAGAAUGUUGAGAGUCGAUAGAAAAUAGGACAGGAAUAGAAAUUUGAAUAAGAAGUUGUUUUUUUUCUCUCUCUGUCUAUGACUGUCUUUAGAGCCAUGAAGGAGGAGUUUGACAAUUGAGCUCCUGUCUGACAGCAAGGCCUCGGGCUGCUACUUGUUGAAGGUCACUGUCAUGAGUCACAGCCAACUACGAGCAAUCAUAGCUGUGCGAGGUGCAGUCACAUUACCUCUGAAGUGAUCAUUCAAAGAUGGUGAUAAUGCACUUGUUGCUGUUCUUUCUUCUGCUUAUGUUACAGAGCAACAGUCGAACAACAUACAAUCUAUACUUCCUCUUGCAUGGUGGCCUUGUUUGAUUAGCUCACUGACAAGCCAGCUGUAAUGAAAAUCAAUGAGCUCAGAGGGUUCAAUUGAAGACAAUAUGUCUAUAUUUCAUCCAUGCUGUUGGAGGUCACAGGGAGCUGAUUCAUGUCCCUAUUCACUCCGGGUGAAAGAUGAAGAUCACCCAAUUACAGGUCAACAGUACAGACUCAUACAAACUUUAUAGACUGCAUGUUCAUCUAAUCCAAUCCAUGCUUCUUUAUUUAAAUAACACAUUUUAAAAAGCAUUCGAGUUUACCAAAGUGCUGCACAGUAAAAUUAAAAGAACAAACACUGCAGAAGUUAAAAAAAAUAAUAAAUCAAGAGGAAAUAAAUAAAUGCAGGUAAAAAAAAAAACAUUUAAAAUGAAAUAAAAUAAAUGAAAUAGAAACACAAAAACAUAAAAUAAAUAGAAGUAAUAUGAUCAUGGUCACAGUAACACCUUACCACAGUAAGUGAGCCACUUAGUGUUGAUAAUGAAGUUUAACUGGCUUUAUUGGGCUGUGGGAGGAAUUAGAAGAAUCUCCAGGAAACUCACACGAGCAUAAUGUUAACAUGUGGAGCUCCAUUUAGAAAAGAAGUAGUUCAUUAUUAUCUUUUUUUAAUUAGUGUAAGAUAGGCAAGUAACAAAGAAAAGCAUGUCAGGGUUGACCACAGGCUACACAAUCACUUAGAGCAUUUAACUGUUACUGGUACUAACAACAGGAGUGAGCAGCUGUAACAGUUUGUAUAUAAAUGUAUAAAGUUCCAGAACGAAACAAGGAAAUCACUCACAGUUUUUUCUCCACUCAGCUUUUCUUCAACUCUGACAGUGUUCACUGAAUGUCAACACAUGUGCACCUCACUCUACUUAUCUGUCAACUGACAGGCCAUUAGACAAAUCCAUGUAUCCUAAAUGAUGGGCUUGUCUUUCUUUCCAGAAUUGCUUUAUUUUAUUAUCUGCAAUAUAAGACCCAAAAGAUACUUCUCAAAUUAGGGAAAUUACCAGGAGGGUGGCACAGUGGUGUAGUGGUUAGCACUGUCACUUCACAGCAAGAAGGUCCUGGGUUCGACUCCAGGUCAGGGCAUUUCUGUGUGGAGUUUGCAUGCUCUCCCUGUGUCUGCGUGGGUUUACUCUGGGUACUCUGGUUUCCUCCCACAUCCCAAAAUCAUGCAGAAGUGGGGUUAGGUCAAUUGGCCACUUUCAAAUUGCCCGUAGGUGUGAAUGUGAGUGUGGAUGGUUGUUCGUCUCUAUAUGUCAGCACUGCGAUGAACUGGCAACUUGUCCAGGGUGUCCCCAGCCUUCGCCCAAAGAUGCUGGGAUUGGCUCCAGUCCCCCCAGAAUGGGAAUACGCAGUAGAAAAUGGAUGGAUGGAUGGAAAUGAGUCAACAGAGAACACAUAUUUUUUGCAGUAGUCUCUUAAUUUCUUUCAGGACAGGAUAUGGUGUAGAUUGUGCAUAGAUGAAAUUAUCAAACCAGUGACUUCAUGACAUUAAAGCAGUCAGACAACAGUGCAAGACAAGGAUAGCAAAGGAUGCUGAAAUACACAUUAUGCUGCUUGUGUAACAGGUUCCUCACUUACAUGGAUGUGGUACAGGGGCUUGAUAAAAUAUGUACAGAGUACACAGUUUGUGGAUUUGCAUUCAUGAAAAAACACAGUUAAUGUGUUGGCACAAAAGAUGUUUUUGUGACAGGGUUGUUGUGGAAUAAAUGUCCCAAACUGGGAUUGCAUUUUCUUUCCAUCAGAGCAGCCUCCUAAGGGAACAAAAAUACAUUUGUGUCAUCUCAACUUUAGCUUGAUUCAUUUCCCCCUACAUGUGUAAUGCAUUUUUACCUCUAAUUUCUAAUUUUUCCUACCUAGCCUUUACCUGCUCCUUAUAAUUCCCCUUCAACAUCCUGUGUCAAUGUGUCCUCUCCUGUGUUGCAUUCAGCACUUUUGCUCAUCUAAGAGAUAAGAGUGGGCUAUUUAGAGCUUUCAUUCAUACUAUCUGGGCAGCAUUUAAUGCUGAAAAGAUGAAGAUUUGAAGGUUUCCAUUAGCAAAGAUCAAUGCAGACACAUGUACAUUGAGGGUUCGAACUCUGAAAGCCUCUGACUCCUGAAUUCAAGUGAUCUAAAUGCAGAAAAGGGCAUCAUUUUCUGCCUGGUAAAUGGAUGCCCAUUACAAAAAGGAGAAGGCAAAAAAAGAAGUUGAAUUACAAGAAUAGAAGAGAUGAAGAUCCUGAAGGUUAAAAGUUUGACUUGCAUGGAAUUUUAAUACUGAUUUAAAAAAUGCUCAUUUUGGCAGCUGUCAUUUUUAGAUCUGGAAAUAUGGACUUAAUCUCCAGCUGUGUUUCUAUAAAUCCAACUGUUGAUUUAUUAUUUUUGAGUCUUUUUCCAGAAGGACAGUAAUAUUUCUCUUUUUAUUCUCUUUUCCAGCAACAUGUUUCCAGCCAACCUGGUUCAAGCCACUUUUCAACAGGUAAGCAAAGUUUUUUAUUAUUAUUUUUUUAAUAUGACAAAGACACAAAACAUUUUUACCGAAAAACAAAGAGCAUCACUAUUCAUUCAUAAAUUUGUGUUUAUUUUUAUGCUAAAAUAAAGUCUUAGUUUGGUCGACAGUUAUCGAGGACAAUAAAAAAAUACAAUGUCUCAAAUUAAUGUUCUUGCUGUAGGGAUGGGUAGAACUUUAACUCUACUUACAGUACAUACAAUAAAACAAAGAUUUUUUUAAUAGCAUAGUAACUAUGCUAACUGUAAGAUUCUAAGACAUUUAUAAGGGCUUAUAAAAACUAGCAAACAGAAUUUAACAAGUCAAGCUGACCACACGAUGUGUUUAAAAUAAGAUCAUAAAAAACAUAAAAAGCUGUAGGCUUAUAUUUAUAUUCAUAAGCAGGCUACAAACCACUGAAAAGAUCUGGACAAGGGUGUCAUUGUUUCAAGAUAAACUAUCGAUGCACUGAGCAGCACUUUCAGAGUCUUAAUUAAACUUUAAAAGCAUUUUGUGAGGACCUUAGAGAGCUUUAAUACAGGUCAUCUGAACUCAAAAUGUUUCCAAAUUCCUGUAUUGUUUUCCAUGCAACCCAAGAAUGAUGGAAGCUAGCCAUUUCCAUUAGUUUCAAGUCAUUAUGAUAGUCUAAGCUAACAGGCUAAUUUUUGUAGCUUUGCCUGCUGCCUACAAAUUCAUUGAAUUUGUUUUUUUCAUUGACCAUCACAUCAUAUCAGCCCCAAAACAAACACAGUUCAUGUCUUUACAAAACUCUGUUUUAAAGCUCUCUGUCUUCAGACAGCAACAUUUCUUAUUUCUGCUCUCCAUGCUUGUUCAUUUCUUUGAGAUGCUCACUGAGUUUAUGCAGUUUGUUAGUAGCAGUAAUGGUUGAAUUAUGCAUGCACAGCUCCAUAGUUCGGGGAUCUGGAUCGCAGAUCUUGUGUUAUCAAAUCAUCAGAAAAUGUAUCACCAUGGUGCCACUGAUUAAAAGAAAGCAGCUUUUAAACUGAGUUUGAGAUUGAUGAGAACAGCCCUCCCAAUGUCAAGAAAGUUCUUUUUCUAAUAUCGUUCCAUAACAUUGUGCAAACUUGCAAAAGCUUGUUAAGUAUUGAUAUUUCAUUAGGUAUGGUUAGUAUCAAAUGAUGCUUUGACUUUUCCUCCUCUCACUGUCACUGUGUCGACACCGAUUUGUGAUUAGCUGUCAUGUGUUACACCCAUAGACUGUAUAUAGAAUGGACAGCGUCUGCCUCCUCGCUGGGUGAAGCCACUCCGAGAACAGCACCCUCUGUUGAUGGGCUGCAGUAUAGGUCAUAAAUCCCGCCUCCUCCAGCAAAGCUCAUGGAGCUGUGGACAAACUUUAGAAAUUUAUUACACAGGACAUAAAUUUUUCUCCCGCCUGCUUGUGAUGUUGACAUAUAGUUAUUGUAAGACUGGUUUGUGCUCAAGUCCUCUUUUUUCUGUUCAGCUCUGUUCCUACAAGUUAUUAGGGGGUUCAUGUUUGCUACGAGUGACACCUGAUACAGGUGGGUGUUCAGGGAUUGCGUAGCUAACCCUGGGAGAUACGUUGUUUGAGCCGAGCGUCAUCACAGUGACUCUCAGUGACUGCACGGCCGAAUGCGCGCAUCGCUACUGCGCAACGCUGGUUUCAGGAAAUGAAGAAAAAUCCUGGAAAUAUCGAGAGCUUUUUGGCUUCAAAUCCGUAUACAGGCGGUAGGCGGAACCAAGUUGUCCAUAGUACAUACAGUCUAUGGUUACACCAGUCAGUCACUUAAUGUUGUUAAUGUUUCCCCACAGCCUGCUAAAGUCUGCAACUUAGCCUAUUAACCAAACUUCAUCAUCAAGCACUGUGAUUGGUCAAAAAAUCUGAGGCUAUAGUCCCGAAGCCUGUCUGAAUGCAUUUCUUAGUAACUCAUAGAGCUAGUGCUAGCAACAACUGGUCACACACACACACACACACACACACACACAAACACAUGCUAAAUCAGUAAUGUGUGUGUUCACCGCUGUCGAAGCUUAAGUAGAGAGGACACCUGUUUAGUUUCUGUCCCUUCUGUGAUGUUCAGUAUCUUUUAUUACCAGGGCAACAAGCUUCAUAUUGCAGCUGGAGGUCUGGCACUGUAUUUGCCGUGAAGAAAAUUGUGAAUGUGAUCUGUUAUUAAGUUGCAGACAGGAGGAACAGAAACCUAUAUUACAGAGAACCUUUUUUUUUGUAAAUCUGUGACACAAAUCACCGAUACAAUCUGGACCGUGAGAUUUGUGACCCUUUGCAACCCUAGAAACAGGAAAUGAAAUAUGAAGAAUUCACUGUUAAUGAAAUGCAGUAAUCCCUGUCAUAGAAAAAAAUGCAGAACUAUUACCACCCAUAGUAUGAGCCCACAAAUAUGUCCUUAUAAUGUCACAAUCUGUUGUCAUAGUUACUCCUCUGACAGUAGGGCUGUUCAUCUGUUUUGUUUUCAAGUAUCGAACCCAAAGAGUCGCAGAGCUCAUUCCCAAACCUACAGUGGCUCAGCUCCUGGAUGAGACCACCACUCGAAGGGUUUACAUCUAUGGCAUCCAGGAUGACAACGGCACCGACGUCCAGAACUUCUCCCUGGAUCUCACACCGCCUCCUGAUGUCAUCGUGAAAACAUCACCUGGUACCAGUGAGGGCAUGAACGUGCUGGGGAUUGUCAUUUUCUCUGCCACUAUGGGUGAGUGGUUGGCAUGGCGUCUGAACAAACACAUGCAGACUGCUUUACAUAAAUGUACAAAAUUGGUGAACCCACAAAUGGCAUUCUUAUCAAAUUAUGAACAGAUGCUCAAAAGCCUGAAUCUAUUUAUUUAGGAAGAAAAAAAUGUUUCUUUUUCCUUUUUUCUUUUUUACAGGAAUAAUGUUAGGACGAAUGGGACCCAAUGGAAGUGCUUUGGUCAACUUCUGCCAGAGUUUGAAUGAGGCUGUCCUGAAGAUUGUUGCCAUCGUUAUCUGGUAAGAGAUUUAUCUUAAAGCAAACACUGAUAUGUAAUAAAAUUAGUUUAUUAGUAUAAAUAAAAUCAAAAACACAAAUUUUGACUGAUUUUGGCAACACUGAUAGGACUCUUAAUCAGUAUUAGUUUGGCACCAUUAGGAGAAAUGUGGUAAGUUGGUAAUAUUAUAAUGAUGAUACAUUUUCUUUGUAGGCGCCUUUCAGGGCACUCAAGGACACCUUACAGGACAACUAAAAGACACAUCAGUAGGAUAGUAAAAUCAAUUUUAAAAAAAACAUCAACACAACAAAGUUUUAAAUAAAAAGUUGUAAGUCCAGAUUCUGCAGCAGAACAUCAAAUGCUAGUCAGAGUAGGCCUGUCUGAAAUAAUGAGAUUUCAGGCCGCAUUUGAACAUGGGGAUGAGUCAAAGAUCCUAAUGUCAGGGGGGAGGGAGUUCAAAAGGCGGGGAGCAGCGUGGCUGAAGGCUCUGGAUCCCAAGGUGGACAGGCGGGUGUGAGGCAUACUGAGGCUGAUGGAGGAGGCGGACCUGAGAGUCCGGGUGGGAGUGCAUCAAUUGAGCCCUUAUACUGGCUUACAGUACCUCUUUGACUGCAGCACAACGGAGAGAAGAUAUUUAGUCUCAAGCAAAAUGUUCCUAGUAAACAUUACAAUAUAAUGCUUGUCUUCUCUUUAGCUUUCUUGGUCAUGCAAUGAGGUGGACAAUUUUAGUUUAUAUAUGUCUUCACUUUAUAGCUAUCCACUGAGCAAUAGAUGGGGCUAGUAGACGUCUAGUUUUUUUAGACACUUUAACCCAUUAUUCGAUAACUAUUUAUUUCAAAAAGCAACCAUGAGUUGCAUAACUGAUCUCCAAGUACUUAUCCAAAAUAAUUAUGAUAGCCGCUGAGCAAUAUACAGUGUAGUAUAGAUAUAGCCCAGAUUUAGAUUUAGUCUAAACUUGGUCUAAGUUUAGAUGUCUAAAAAAACUUUCAUUUUUAGAAUUGUGGUAGCCUGAUUUUGGACCAGUCGUCUAGGCUACAUUUAGACGUCUGUUGGACCUCUUUUAGACCAAAAAAUGCUCAGUGGGUAUUUAUGUGACACUUCACUAAGAAGACCCAAAAGCGAGACUCAGAGAGAAGUGGGUGCUGAGUGGGUUUUAUUUACAGAACAGAAAGGCUUUAACAAAGUCAGAGUAAAAGGUCCAGGAGUGGGUAGGUUGUUGGUUGGCGGUGGAGAUACUGAAGGUUACGUGGAGAGCACCGUAGAGACAAGGAAACACUGGAAACUGAACAAUAGCUUACAGGUACACACUAGAGAGCCUGGAUAGCACUGUGAGACAAGGACGAAUUGGCAGCUUGCAGGAGCCUGAGCUGGAGCUUAAGAGCAUCUGCUGAUUGCCACUGAUCAGGAGCAACUACGUCUCAUUAGAGUGAAGGCCUCCUCACCACACCUCCACCAGCCACGACUGCAAGAAGCACAAAAACUUCCUAACACAAAUACAGGACAUACUAAACACAAUCAAUAAUCCAAGAAGGGCUGGAAGCCCAAACCAUAACAAUCUAAUUGAUUUCUUUUCUUUUGACAAACAGAUCAUCUUGAGGCUUUCAUUCAAAUUUCUCACUACCGAUGACUCAAAAUUCUCCGGAAAUCCUCAAAAUACAGUAUCUCCACAUCAAUCUAUGAUGUGGUUGUCCUAACUUUGUGGUUUCUUGAUGUUUUACCUAUUUGACUUUUGCCAUCAUUCACCCACUUUUAUAAAUCUGACCAUAUAUUUUUAUCAGUGGUAUUCCAAUGAAUUUCAGCAGCACCUUACAGUCUAAACGAAUUUUCAUCUGCCAAGCUCGAAUGGUGAUACAGCUCAACAAUAUACUCAUUUGUUACCUGCUAUGUGUCAGCAUUGUCAUUGAUCGAUGUCAUUGCUUUUCGAAUAGCAAUGAUAUUCUUAUUGGCAGAUAAUAACCUGAAACAUUAACUAUCUGUAUCAACAGAUAUAAAAACUUCAGAAGAUGUGAUUAUCAACAAAAAGAUGAUGUAUUAGUUAUGUGCAGCAAUGACAGCUUACACAUAGUGGUCUUAGAAGUCUUUCGGAGCAUGUUGGAUACCUUUGUUGAUACCGAAGCACAUUUUAAAGUACAUAAAUUCUGCCAUUACAGGUACUUCCCCUUUGGGAUCGUGUUCCUAGUCGCUGGUAAGAUCCUGGAGAUGGACGACCCUUCAGCCAUGGGGAAGAAGCUCGGUUUUUAUGCCAUUACAGUGGUAAUGGGUUUGGUGCUGCAUGGUUUAUUCAUCCUCCCAGCCAUGUACUUCUUCAUCACUAAAAAGAGCCCCAUUGUUUACAUCAGAGGCAUCCUGCAGGCCCUGCUGAUCUCCUUGGCCACCUCCUCCAGGUAACAAAUAAAAUUUCUUCCCAUAUUUACUAAAGCAAACCCUACGAGUUUAUUAUUAACCUUUGGACUCUUUUUUUCACAAACAUGGAUCUGUUUAACUGAGUAAGUUUAAGAUAAUGAAACAUCUUUAUUUUGUUCGCUGCAUUACUUUGUUUAUUUAUCCCAACAAAGACAAAUAUAAUCAUUAUUUUAGUCAAUCGAAGAUGCCUGGUGAUUCUUAAAGUGAACCCAGAGGUGCAAUCUUUUCAAAAAACAUAGUUAAUACAAACAAAUAUUGCCGGUCAUGAUUUUACUGCAACAACUGAUACCGUGUUACACUAUGAUAAACUUCGGUUAAUGGUUUGCGAAAGAUGAGUAACUCUGAUUGUGGUAGGAGGGCUUUUACUCUGCAUUCCCAAGGAAAAUGGAGUGGAGAAUGGUUGAUGGAGUUCACCUUGGAUGAAAAUGGAUGUUUGUUAGCUUACCGUGACCUUUGUAACCUUGUGCAUCUACCCUUAAUGUUGUGCUAAAUUGUAGACUUCUCCAACAAUGAACCUUAAAGCUUUUACAGUGACGUCAACAGUAUUACCAGUGUGUUUUCAAGUGUUUACACCAUGUAGAAUACUUAUUUACUUUUUAUGGUGCAUGUUAUUAUGUGUUUCUAUAGCUGUUUCAGGGGAAAACAUAGGCAAUAUAAAACAUGGCUGUGUUCUCGGUGAAAUCACCCAUUGUUUUCUAACAGGUUGUUAUACAAGAGCUUUCAGAUGGUUAUUGCCAACUGCAAGGCCAAGAUGGUUUUGCAAACAAACAAAUGACCAAAACAUGUGCUUCGAGAAUACUAGUCUAAAACGCACACUUGGAGAAAUAACUAGUCUGUUAUGAUAGAUGCAGCUGUUAUUGUAACCACUAUAUUGUUCCAUUACCAAGCACUGCGAACAAAAUGUGAAGCAGGUAUGGUCAACUCCUUAGGUUACAGCAGCUGUGUAACAUUGUCAUUACAGCCAUCCUCACUGCUGCUACAGUGCACAGGCAUCUAUAACUGGAUUCGUCUUUAAGAAGAGGCACAGAGGCAGAAUUAAAAGGAGCCUUUAACCUCCAGGCCAAAAACUGCCAUGCAUCCUCCUGUCAGUGAAGUCAGCUACACCCUUGUUAAGCUUAAUGAUGCAAAACUUGCUUAAAAAAAUUCAUUUUUUUUUACAUUUUUUUCCUCUGCAGUAAGUUCAAAAGAUAGAUAGGCUAUAGGCUAGACCUCAACCAUUGUCAGUUCCAGGAUGUAAACAUGUUUAUUUCUGCUGUAAAUUGGGCAUGUCAUCAUAAAAUGGGUGCAAAUGGAAAUCCCUAAAGUAUGAGAUUCUGGAGGGACUACUGUUUCCUUCUGCAUUGGCUUUAUUUUUUAAUACCAAGAAGUUUUCUGCUAGGGUAAAACCAAGCUACUUGCAUUUGGAAGCAUCCAGAUCUUAUAUAGCCAAACUUUCUCACAAGGUAAGGAAACCCACAAGCAACUUCUGAUAGAUUUCUUAUCACAUUUCUCUCUUUACAUGAUCAGCCAACUCUUGUACAAGAUCAUUUUGACUUUAUCUAAACAGCACCACUCUUAACUUUAUAAAGCGUAUUCUCAACCUGGUCUUACUGUGAUUUGCGGCAGUCUUAAAGUAAGGCUUUCUGGCCUCUCCCACAGCUACACAGGUUUUCAAAACUGACAUUUCAUAAUCUAAGCUCUCAGCAUGUCAUUGUUUCUUGGUGUACAAGUAAAAAUAUCGGGUUCUUCGAACUUAGACAUUUUUAACAACUUCAGGGAAAAAAAGACGCAGAUGUGUAAGACUUUAAAAGCAGCGCUGAAAAAUACAGGAAAACUAAAGAGAGGAACAAUUCCUUACAGUGAUAGAGAAGCAUUUUUCCAUACAAACUAUCCAUCUUUACACAUUACCAAUUUUUUCUCAUGAAAAGCAAUUCUGUUGACAAAAACAGGAAAUUGGUCUAAUGUCUCACAAUUUUAGGGGUGUUAUGAUUAUGAAGAGGUGGAAAAUUAGUGUCACACUGCCACAUUCAGAUACAACCAGUAAUAAACUCACUGAAGAAGUUGUAGUUGUGUUUGAUUCACGACACAUUUAGAAAUCUCAAGGUCUCUAAAAAUAUAUACCAUUAGUCAUACUGCAUGUCCUUGAGUGCAUCAUUAUCUUUAAAUGCCUCUGUCUCUCUGCUGCAGCUCUGCCACUCUGCCUAUCACCUUCAAGUGCCUCCUUGAGAACAACCACAUUGACAGACGAAUCAUCCGCUUUGUGCUGCCUGUCGGGGCCACUAUCAACAUGGACGGCACCGCGCUCUACGAAGCCGUGGCGGCCAUCUUCAUCGCCCAAGUGAACAACUAUGAGCUUGACUUUGGGCAGAUCAUCACAAUCAGGUAAGGCUGGCCAAGUCAGAAAUGGAGAAUAAAAUCGACCCUUGAGGAAAGAAACUCCUGAACUUUAAUGGAUAGAGGAGAGCAAGGUCAAAAAGAGAUGGAAAUUAAAUCACUGCGAUGAUAUCCAGAACUCUUAUAUCAGAUACCCUGCUUUUUCUCAUCAAAUGCAUGUCAAACUGGUCUAUAUUCAAUGUAUAUCCCUUUGCUCAGGUGUGAAUAAAAGCAAUUUUACAAAUGAGGAGAUUUCUCUCUAUCUGACAACAUCAAAAAAUGUCAUAUGGGUCAAAAUCUGUUGCUGUCAGGCUGAUGUUUUGAGAGAAAUCUAACGUCACACUUCUGGUUUAAUUCUGAAUUAAUAAAAAAUAUUAUGGGAUUUACUAGAUACACAUAUAUGUAAAUGUCACACAGAUUACGCCUCAUAUGAGCUUCUUAGUCUGAUCUGAUUUCUGCUAAAUCAGUCUGGAAGCCCCAGGAACACAGACAGAGACACACACAGUAACAUACAGACAAAAAACAACGCUAUCAAAACACCAGUGCAUAACCUCCAACCAACAUUACCUGUGCUAUCCAAAGUUUAUGAAAAUGUCCCUCCCGACCUCUGGUUUUAUGACAUAUCCGGCUGUAAUAACAUUAGGCAAACCUCCUCAUGGCUGCAGUCUGUGCCCAUUCCCUCAUAAUCCCUUGGCGGUAAAACCCAUAUGACCUGUAUUACUCAUCUCCCUUGUCACGCCAGAAUUAUAAUAAUUUUCCCUCUCUCGCUGUGUCCUAUUACUGUGCCAUUUGGCGGUGGACCAUGGAGCUUUUCCAUCUGCAUGCUAACCCCACAUGCCAUCUCCAACAUCCACAGCACUGCAAAGGAACAGUUUGUCAGUUUGAGCUCAGGGUCUAAGGUCCCAGACAGAAUAUCAGCUCAGUCAGACUCUCUGUAGCUCUAAUUCCUCAUAUGUUGAGGAUGAGGAGGUGUUCAAAUACUUAACCAAUUAAGAAAUUUUACUACUGCUGAUGAAAAUAACACACACACACACACACAGUCGUCAUAAUACAUGAAUACUGAUUUGGAAAUAUGUAUUCAUCAGCCUGGUUCCAUUUAACAUAUGAGCAGUGAAAUAAGGAUGCCUUGAGAAUUUAAAGUUCUCAGGUUUGAUUGAUUGAUCAAGAAAAAGACCAUCUUUUGUAAUGUGUCAUCUUAGCGCCCCCGUGGUCAAAGCAGCCGUUGUAUAUUUUGUCCUUCACAUGCUUAAGUCAAGUUUUCUGACACAAAAAAAUCUCAUUCUGUGAAUUUUGACCAUUUAAUCUAUCGAUUGUUGUGGUUUUGUGCAAAAAAUUGUAAACACAAGUCUGUUUCCUCUGCUGCACAGCCACCACCAGCCCCCUCAUAACAGUAUCAGGUAUUACAAUUACAAAAUAAAAAUGAUCAAUCUUUUUACUCAUGGUCUUAUUUGCCUUUUUAUUAUAUCAUAAAAAGGCAUUAACCUGAAUUCAGUCUAUCUCAUAAACCUAAGAAAAACUCCUUUUCAGAAAUGUAUAUUGCAUCAAGAUUAAAGCAAAGGGUAGCUUGAAUCUUUUUACAUCACAUAAAAAAGUGUUUUCUCUGUCAGACUCUUUUGAAUCUUUUGUGACUUUUUUCCAUGUUGCAUUUAAAAGAAAUCUGAUGUACCGUGAAGAAAAGACCUAUAGUCUUUUUUAGCUUUUGCAGAUAAUUAAGAGGAAUCAGUGUUCAUUUUAGAAACUCCUCACUUGAGCAUUAACUCUAAACUCUAAACUACAUGUUACCAGCUUAGAAUGAAGGUACAGAUGUUUGACAAGGUCUUAACUGUACUGUUUGGUCCAUAAAAAUAUAAUCACUGGGUUUAUUUUCUCAGCAUCACUGCCACUGCCGCCAGCAUCGGUGCAGCAGGAAUCCCACAGGCCGGACUCGUAACCAUGGUGAUUGUGCUGACCUCAGUUGGACUGCCCACUGAUGACAUCACUCUCAUCAUUGCUGUUGACUGGGCGCUGUAAGUUACGACUCAAUCCAUCCUGCUGAAUCCAAGUGAAGUCAAUAAAUCAGGGCGUGGCUUGUCUAGUUUAGUUUUCAAGUACAUUAUAUAAUUAUUCCAUAUGUUUAAAUACUUUAAGCUAACAUGUUGCAUCAACCUGCAUCAAACAUUUAAUAAUCUGGAAGCACUGUGAUCAUUUGUGUUUUGAAAGAAUGAAUAAUGUCAUAUUUCUCUGACUUUCAUCAUCACCAUGAAUGACUUUGAAUAUCUUCACACAGGGACCGAUUCAGGACCAUGGUAAACGUGAUGGGUGACGCUCUGGCCACAGGCAUUAUGGCUCACAUCUGCAGAAAAGACUUUGUCAAAGAAGGAGAGCAGGUGAGCAAGCUCAAGGACAAAUCUGUGAACCAAUGUGUGAUUUCCGAGGAUGUGAAGUAUCAUUUCAGUGUCCCCUGGAAACUAAAAUGAUACUCCACAUUUGACUCUUUGAACUUUGUGUGACUGACAGACAGAAAAGGCUUUCAUGGGAUGAAAUAUAGAGUAAAAAUGAGGUAACAUGUCUGAUUUCAAGGCUAAAGCAAGGAGUGGUUCAGUAUGAAGGAGAUUAUCGUAGCUCACUGUGUUGUUGUGGAUGCUGCUCUGUGUUUGGAAAUGAAGCAGCCAUAGGGACCGCUGGUUUACACAUCAUGCUUCUUUCACCAAUGUAGCAGCAUUUUCAGAGAAGUAUUUCCUCAUUAAAGCCAGAGGACACCAAAAAAUGUGGUGGAGGAGAGUUUAAGACUGUUUAAGACUGUCCCAAUUGUCCUGUUUAGUGUGAAAGAGUUUAAAUGAAAAGAGUUGUUGUUCGUGUAUCUAAUUUAAGUGACAUUCACCCAUUAUUUGGAUACAUAUAUUCACACAACUUAAAAUCCUACCCAUUUUUUUCCUCCAUGUUUUAACACGUUUUUACAUAAAAUAAUAUUCCUGUCAAGAGAAGGGAGGGGAGAGAGAAAACAAAGAGAUGAUUCUGUGGAGAGAAAAAGCAAACAACAAAGCAAAGCCAGGGCGAGGUGCUCACCUCUGCUGGGUCAGGCUGUACGCUCUUCCUCGACCCAACCUCCCUACUUUAAUAAAACAAAAGAGUCAUCACAAUGAUGCUUUUAAACUGCUACAAAUAGAAGUCUGUUCUAGUCUGUUCUGUCUCAGAGGAGAUAUAAAAGUGAUCGCUGAGUCUGCUGACCAGAUUUUUUCAGCCAGCUUGUUCCAAAGCUUUGGGGCUCUGAAUGUUCCUGCUCUGUCUCACUUUUUUUUCCUGCCAAACGUUAAGGUCACAUUAAAGGUCUCCACCUGAGAAGCUCCAGCUGUGUACUGACUUAUACAUGACCAAGAGUUCAGAUAUGUGGCAUAGAGAAAAAAAACUUAUAGCAUACAUGAAUAUAGAGAAGGAGAUGGAAUAUUAUUCUUAGUUAUCCUAAGUCUUCUGACAGACAUGAAAACUAUCAUCUCACUCUCUCAUACUUCUCAUUUCUUCCAUCAGGUGCCUCUGAUCUGUGAAACUAAGCCCAUGAUAAGCAUCCAGCAGAUGAUGACCUACCAGAACCAGAAGAACGGCUGCUACCAGCCGCCUCCACCAGGAACCAAGCAGGACCACCUUAACCCAGAUGUGGCACGGCUGAUCCAGCUGGAGGAGGGGAUCAGGCCCAUGGAGAAAAAGAAACAUGCUCACACCUCUCACCACAAGAGAGAGCACAGGGACAAGGACCACUGUGCCAUAGAUAUGAACGGGCUGGAGACUAAUGUAUAAAAGCUGUCGCCACACUGACAGCGACCGGCUGACCAUCAGCUGCAGCGCCGGCGGGAGAGGAAGUGAAAAUGAAAGAUUGAAGUGGCUAAGUUCACACACUUUUUCCCCUUUGAAAAGGAGAGCUGCCCAGUGUGGAUGAAUGCAGAUAACCCUGGAGAAAAAGAUGAUUUUUCUACAUAUCUACCCACAUUUGAUUGUGUAUGUUUGUUUGUUUGUGUGUACAUAUUUAUCAGAAACACUUCAUUUGGUACCAGCAAUGACUGUAUGCUGCUCUGUCUGACUAAGAUGGUCCUCCAUUCAGCCAGAUCAGAGAGUCAGCCCGAUUUAAUGGAUUUCAAAUGAAGAACACGCUAGCUAAGAUGAG
Molecule: messenger RNA, 51188 nt
Organism: Xyrichtys novacula (pearly razorfish)
Lineage: Eukaryota; Metazoa; Chordata; Actinopteri; Labriformes; Labridae
Source: the annotation of a GenBank genome assembly